Podarcis lilfordi (Lilford's wall lizard) is the source of this 71549-nucleotide messenger RNA. The record is from the annotation of a GenBank genome assembly. Lineage: Eukaryota; Metazoa; Chordata; Lepidosauria; Squamata; Lacertidae.
AUGCGCCGAAGCCGGACGACGGUGUCCUUUCUGAGUAUGGAGGUAAGGAAAAAUAAUGUGCGGGGAUCCCUGUUUAGGGAAGCUUUUAAUGUUUAAUAGGUGAUUGUAUUUUAGUGUUUUGUUGGGAGCCGCCCAGAGUGGCUGGGGAAACCCACCCAGACGGGCGGGGUAUGUAUGCAUGCAUGUAUGUAUGUAUGUAUAAAUAAAUAAAUUAUCAUUAUUAUUAAUAUUAUUAUUGAUUAUUAUUAGGUGUCUGUGGGUGCAGGUUGGUGAGCGCCCAGCCAGGAGGGCGACGGACAAUAUUUGGGGUGAGGUUGCGGUUAAUAUCAGGUUACCAGAUUUUUUUCCAAUGAUUCCGGGGACACUUUUCAACUUCCUGCUAAAUAGAUGGAUUUUGUCAGGGGACUGAUUUGUAAAUCCGGGGACUGUCCCCGGGAAACGGGGGCGUCUGGUAACCUUAGGUUAAUAAGUUCUGGACCCCUUCCAGUCUUGCUCAAAUCCCAAAGCGCCUUCAGUGCUCUGCCCUCUUCUUUGCAAGAGGGUCUUGUAAAUAAAAUCUGCCCUUCUUCCCUUAUGGGGUGUCCAAGAGCCCGUCUAUAGUUCUCAAGUAGCUUCCCUAUCGGUAGGAGAAAAUAACAGAGGCCAAGCAGAGAAUACUGAGAAGCAAAGCGGCUCAUAAGCCUGAUCUUUAUUAUCUGUUGCAACAGGGUCCCCAGCUCACCCCACACAAGGAGGGAGGAGGAACCCAGAAUAAUGGGGUGCAAGCUCUUAUAUAGACUCUUGAAAUUGCCCCCCUUGUUGCCAAGGGAUGCCCAAACUUUUUCCAAAGAGGGCCAGAUUUGACAAAGCGAACAUGCGUCAGGGCCGAGCAAAGCUUUUUUUAGGAUUGAAGUUGUUGAGCUUUUUUUACAAUUGUACCCCAGUACCCCAAAGUUGUUGAGCUUUCUUUAGGAUUUAACCCCAGUGCUGUUGUGCUGUUCAGCUUUUUUAGGACUGAAGUUGUUGGUUUUUUGGUUUUUUUACAAUGCUGAGCUUUUGGGGGGAUUUUACCCCAGGACAUAUACUGCCACGGGGGCUGCAUUUAAUCGACCGGCGGGCCGGAUUAGGCCCCCGAAAUGGAUUUGGAGGUGCCUGGUAUAGACUUUUUUAAUUGCCACCCUGCAAUCUACAGAAGGGGCAUCUACAUCAGAAUCCUGUCUGCCAGGUUACCUGUUGAUGGGUUUACCUGGUUGUUAAUAGAUUUACCUGGAGAGCCUGGCCCUCCUUUUGUGAGGAUAAAUCUUAAUUUCUGAGUCCAGGUCUCCUGCUCCCCUCUUCACCCCCAAAGGUGCCCUUCAGGCAGGAUUUGGGAGCAGGGAGACAAGGGGGAAGCUUUUCCCCUUUCCAUCCAAACUGCAGAGGAAGAGUUGAGGUCCCUGAAAGAGUCAAAAGGGCUUCAGGACUGUCUUCCUGUCCUGUUUCAGGCAUGUGGCUUAUACACUUAUGGAUGUGUCUGCCUGGUACGUUUAUGAACAUUUAUUUUACACCUUAGACCUUCUAAUUCUCAUAACAUUAGUUAUGAUUCUUAAUUAGUCCUUGAGCAUCACCUGAGUCGCAGCAUCACUUUGGACUGGCGCUUGCUGGUCAUUUUCUGACAGGAAAUUUUCCUCCUUUUAAUCAAAUAACUCUAGUACUUUAUUAAACCGGUUGUUCUGUGUCUCUGGGUACGUUUCUGUGUGGGAUUUCACUUCGUAUCACGACGCUGCCACCAAUUAAUAUGGGCACAACAGCCCUUUUCCCCCUGGCGCCAUUGGGUCCAUUCUCUCACUUAGAAAUGGAGCGCCCACCUCAGAGAACACCACUUCUGUUCAACUUUAUAUUUUUCUUUCUCUGCUUCAACUUUAGCCAGUUCCAAUCUUAGUCUCAUCAUCUCUCAUUCACUGGAGGAUUUUCCUCAGAUGCAGCAGCUGGGUCAUCCUGAGUCUCUGGCUUGGCGCUUGCUGGUCAUUUUCUGACAGGAAAUUUUCCUCCUUUUAAUCAAAUAACUCUAGUACUUUAUGAAACCGGUUGUUCUGUGUCUCUGGGUACGUUUCUGUGUGGGAUUUCACUUCGUAUCACGAUGCUGCCACCAAUUAAUAUUAAUAAUACCGUAGACCUUCUAAUUCUCAUACCAUUACUUCUGCUUAAUAGUCCUUGAGCAUCACCUGAGUUGCAGCAUCGCUCAGCCGGCACAAAAAGAGUUUGUUCUCUUUCGUUUUUAGUGCAGGUUGCAGAACUUUCCCGCCUGGCAUUUCCCCUCCCUUUCUCUGCUUUUUGCCUCAGCAAAAUGGCAGCAGUUCUCAAUUCAGAUUCUGGAGUUUCCCGCCUUCCUCCCUUUCACAAUGGCUGCCUGGCUGCCCAGACCGGCCGGUUUUCAGGAGUCUGUGGCCCAGAGAAGCAAAAUCCGCUUUUCUCGUCUCUGCUCAGUUCCAACGUUUUAUUUUCCUCAAGGAUGUCCAAAAGAAAAAAGGAACAUAGAUAGUGUAAUAACACUAUCUAAGACGGAGAAAACUUUUGCUCCGUUUCCAAAGGAGAGAGCAACGUUCGAAGAGAUGGGUCAAGUUGCAAAGGCUUGGGAAUAUUGCGACGGCCCUUUUCCCCUUGGCGCCGUUGGGCUGUUCUCUCACUUCAAAAUGGAGCGCCCACCUCACAGAACACCACUUCUGUUCAACUUUAUCUUUUUCUUUCUCUGCUUCAACUUUUGCCAGUUCCAAUCUUAGUCUCCUCAUCUCUCAUUCAGUGGAGGAUUUUCCUCAGAUGCAGCAGCUCUGCACUGGGUCAUCCCCAGUCUCUUUGGCUUGGCGCUUGCUGGUCAUUUUCUGACAGGAAUUUUUCCUCCUUUUAAUCAAAUAACUCCAGUACUUUAUGAAACUGGUUCUUCUGUGUCUCUGGGUCCGUUUCUGUGUGGGAUUUCACUUCAUAUCACGGCGCUGCCACCAAUUAAUAUGGGCACAACGGCCUCUCACUUCCAAACAGAGCGCCCACUUCCACCAAUUCCCUCAAACUCCCUCAGAUUGUUUUGUAAGGGACUUGCGUGAGGUAAAACUGAAGAAUUGGGAGUCUCAGGCAGGAUUUGUUCAAAUGAACAAGAACGGUUUUCUUGAACAAGGAAGUCUAUGAUCCGGGUGGAUGAAACUUGGGAGACCUCAGCUUACAAUGUUAUUUCAUGUCAAGGUUUUCUCCGUUGUUUUGCACUUAAUCCUUUGGCUCUGAACAAGGUGGUCCUUUCUGUCAGUUACUCCUGAGGGACUUCCAAGUAGCAGACCCAAGAGAUGGCCGCUUUGGGAGGCUUCUCUUUCUGGAAGAAUCUCUCCCCUCCGGACUGGAAGGAGACCCAAGGAGACGUCUCUUUCCACCUUCUUUCCUCCUGUUUCCGCCUCAGCCUCCCAGUUCAUUCCUGGCCUCAUUACUCUUCUAGGUGUUCUGAGAAUUGUAAGGUCUGAGGUAUAAAAUGCAGUGGUACCUCGGGUUAAGAACUUAAUUCGUUCCAGAGCUCCGUUCUUCACCUGAAACCGUUCUUAACCUGAGGUACCACUUUAGCUAAUGGAGUCUCCCGCUGCCACUGGUGCACAAUUUCUGUUGUCAUCCUGAGGUAAAUUCUUAACCUGAAGUACUAUUUCUGGGUUAGCAGAGUCUGUAACCCAAAGUGUUUGUAACCCGAGGUACCACUGUAAAUCUACCAGGCAAACACAUACAUAAAUAUAUAAGCCGCAUGCCUGAAAUAGUACAGGGAAAAAGUCCUGAAACCAUUUUGUCUCUCCCAAAUUGACCUCAAAUGUUUCUUAUUCGUAUCUUAAAUGUGCCCUGAAGGCAGGAUUUGUGAGCAAAGAGACAAUGGAGAGGUUUUUUUCCUUCCCUCCCUUCUUGCAGAGAAACAUUUGGUCAGUUGGGGAGAGUCAAAAUGGAUUCAGGACUGUCUUCCUGUACUGUUUCAGACAUGGUGCUUAUAUAGUUAUGCAUGUGUUUGCCUUGUAAAUUUAUGAUCGCCAAAUUUAUAUAUCAGAGACCUUAAAUUCUUAUAACAAGGGGAAGGAAUUACGGCUCUGCUUUUAGUCCUGUUGGAAGAAUUCCCGGCAGGAUAAGCGGCUCAGUUGAAUUUAGCAGCUGUGGCAGCCAGAGGGGAAGGGGCUCCAGGCUUCAAAAACCUUUGCGCGCAUCUUUCCGCCAGGCGAGAGCGGCCCCAAUCCCAGGAACGGCUUUGACUGGCCGGCUGAACCAGGAGAGGGGAGCCGAGGGGGCUCAGACCUUGCAUGUGAAGACCUCACUUCUUGGGGGGAACCCAGAGAUGGACCCCGGGGUCCGGGGUGGAGACGCUCCUUUAGGUCUACUGGGCCAUUUAGGGCUUUCAGGGUCAGCACCAACACUUUGAAUUGUGCUCGGAAACGUCCUGGGAGCCAAUGCAGGUCUUUCAGGACCGGUGUUACUGGUACAUUGGUCUUGGCGGCCGCUCCCAGUCCCCAGUCUGGCUGCUACAUUCUGGAUUAGUUGCAGUUUCUUCCAAGGCAGCCCCAUGGAGAGCGCAUGGCAGUAGCCCAGGCAUGUUCAAAGUCCGUUUCGGGGGCCUGAUCCGGCCUGCCGGUCGGUUUGAUCCAGCCCCUGUGGCAGUUUAUUUCCUGGGGUAAAAUCCUAAAAAAAACUUAACAGCGUCAAUCCUAAAAGAAGCUCAACAACUUUUGGGUAAAGAUCCUUUAAAAAGGUCAACAACCCCCGGGCCUUCACUUUAUCAAAUCUGGCCACUGCAGCAGUCCAAGCAGGAGAUAGCCAGAGGGGGUGUCCAGCGGUCAAGAAGGCAAUUUCUGCCUGUGCCGUGGGGGGAAGCGAGGGGCAGGUGGGGCUCGUCCCCCCGGGAAAGGAGCCCAUCUGGGAGAAGGGAAACUCUGACCCUAAACGUAAAUCUCUGGGAGAAGAAAAGGCUCCGCAAAUCCUGAGCGGAGUCUUCCUCCUCCCGCCCUCGGUCAGGGCAGGCAGGCCCUGGCUUGCCCUCCGGGUGCUGGGCGAUGGGUGCCCCUUCUCUCCGGGUUCCUUGGCAACGGGUCACGCUUCUUGGCCUCUUUGUCAGUUAGCGGCGGAGGACCGGUUAAGAAAACAAGCCGGAAUUCCCCCUCGUUCUGGGCUCUUCUUGGCCUCUUAGCGUGCCAGCUGCAGUGCCCACCAGGGCUGGCAGGUCCUUCGCUUGCAGAUUCUGCUCAUGCGAUGCCAAGCAGGCGAUGAUGCCCAUCUCCGGGUCCAAAUGUGCUUUUUUUGAAUACACAGUUCAAAGGGUUGGGGCUGAUCUUUAAAGCCCUAAACAGCCUCGGUCCAGUUGACCUGAAGGAGCAUCUCCAGCCCGAACACCUGGGUCCCUCUCCCAAGGGCCUUCUCAGUGCAAGAAGUGAGGUUACAGGGAACCAGGCAGAGGGCCUUCUUGGUGUGGUGCCCGCCCUGUGGAACACCCUCCCAUCAGAUGUUAAGGAAAUAAACAACUAUCUGACUUUUAGAAGACAUCUGAAGGCAGCCCUGUUUAGGGAAGUUUUUGGAGUUAAUGGAGGUUUUCUUCUGCUUUUCAAUAUUCUGUUGGGGGCCGCCCAGAAUGUCUAGGGAAACCCAGCCAGAUAAGUGGGGUAUAAAAAAUAAAUUAUUAUUAUUAUUAUUAUUAUUAUUAGGCAGGCUUUGCAAAGCUCUUUUUUUUUUUUAAGACACCCUGAUUGAUUCUUGUUCUCUCUGCUGGUUUAAAAUGUUCUCCUGUUUGGGAUUUGCUUUAAUUUUACUUUAUACAGUAUAACUGUUUUUUUCUAGCCGUGGUGCUUCACUGGCCUAGAGACGGUACAGGCCUUAAGCAAUAUAUUGUAAUAAUUAUAAUAACAGUCUGACCGUGGGGCGCACUCCCUCAAGGGUGUGGAUGCUCUCCUUCACUGGACAUUUUCUAGCAGAGGUCAGAUGGCCACCUGUUGGGGGCUCUUCUGCAUUGUGGGGGGGAGGUUGGACUAGAUGGUACCUGGGGUUCCCUUCCAGCCCAAUGGUUCUGCAAAACAGCCAAGCUGCUUGGGAAAGCAAGCUUGAAAAGUGGGGAAUAAGCACCUAAAAUAAAGACGCAGCGGUUAAACAAAAUGUCUCCCGUUCCCCAGGCUGACGCUUGGCCCAAAUCUCUUAACGUGUGUCUGGAUUUUGGGGAGGGGGAUUUGAACCCACAACCCGCUUCCUCCAGCUUCCUUCCACCCAUCUUGGAGGCCAGGUCUGGCAGGUGCUCUCAGGCGGAAAUGAUUGGCAGCCGAGCCGUGAGAGAGAGAGUGGCCGUGCCUGCCCGUAAGUGGCAAUUAACCCUCCUGCGGCGCUAAUUGGCACCCCAGGGCAACCGUCAGAGAGAGAGAAAGAGAAAAAGCAGCUUGUUGGCAAGGAAUCAGAAAAGCAGGUGCUCCCUCUGUGCGUGUUUGUUCCUUAGCUGAGCCUUUUCCCAGGUGCAGAGGGGGAGUUUGGCUGAUAAACUCCCACAAGAAGAGGUCAGCUUCCGGUUUAAAUGAGCACUAAGAACCACAAGGACUAGGAGCUUGUUUUCUUUUGAAGGGGAAGUCCAGAGCUUUGCAUGUAGAAGCUCCCAGGGUUCGAUCCCCAGUAUCUCCAGUCCCCAAACCCUGGAUUGCUGCUGUCACACUGAGCUAGAGGAGCAAAAUCAUAGUUGGAAAGGGACCCUUUGGGUCAUCUAGUCCAACCCUCUGCAGCACUGCUCCCUAUGGGGACUGAACCUGCAACCUUGGCGUUAUCAGCAUGCUCUAACCAACUGAGCUGUUCAGACUGACUGUUGGGGCCCUUCCUCCCUUCCUGUUUUAUUUGGCAUCAUGAGGACUGACACCUUGCUUCGCCUUCAGAGGAAGAACGAGAUCUUACUGCUUUUGUUCCCCCUUCCUUUCCUUUUUCUAAAAUGGCUCGCGUUGCUUUUUCUUUGGAGCGAUGUCAUAUGAAGCAAUAAUAAAUAUGGAGGCGAGGGGAUGAAUUUUUUAAGCCUUUGCUGGAGGCUAAUGCUUGCAGUUAAUGGAUGCUGUCCAUAGAUGGAGCUAGGAGAUGGAUCGAACUCGGCGCCUCUUCAAUCAACCCACCCGCCCUCUCCCUCCCUCCCUCCCUCCCGCCCUCCCUAAGAGUCAUCCUCGAAAAGUCUUUUCAGGGUGACGGUGAUCCAGUCAUAAGGACACCCAAAGACCACCACCAUCUUCCUCUUCUUCUUCUUCUUCUUCUUCUUCUUCUUCUUCUUCUUCUUCUUCUUCUUCUUUCCCUCGUGAUUGUCUUCCAUAAACACGGUUUUAACAGUGAGUCCGUGACUGUGGAGGCCAAUUCUGGAUCCCCAUGUUCUUCCACAGUGGGGACAUUGGUUUCCGGGCGGGAGUUGAUCACGGUGAGGGUUUGCCAAGUGUGCCUUCCUCUUGGCACGUUUCUCCCUUGCGUCCUGAGUUCAAGUUUCUUCAAAGCCCACAACACCUUUGGGAAAGGCUGUUCUCUAACUGGAGCGCUCACAGGCCAGUGUUUCCCAAUUGUCGGUGUUUAUACUAUUUUUUUUUUAGAUUUGCCUUGAGAGAGUCUUUAAACCUCUUUUGUUGACCACCAGCAUUACACUUUCCAUUUUAAAGUUUGGAAUAGAGGAGUUGCUUUGGAAGACAACUUCAUCAGGCCAGUCCAACGAAGCUGAUGUUGAAGAAUCAUUGCUUUGACACUGGUGAUCUUUGCUUCUUCCAGUAAACUGGCAUUAGUUCGCCUGUCUUCCCAAGUGAUGUGUACAAUUUUUCGCUCCCCUCCAGCCUGUCAGGUCCUUUACAUAUAUUGCCACUCCCUUCCUGUUUUCUUGUUUGAUAUGUGCCUUUUGAAUAGUUUAUACUCCUCCAUUUCUACAUUUCAGUCAUGAGUCUCAUCCCACUAGGUUUCAGUUACCCCUGUUAAGUCGUAUUUGUCAUACUGUCUUAAGAGCUCCAAUUCUUCUCGCUUAUUCCCCAUACUCUGUGCAUUAGUAUAGAGACAACUGAAACCACAGAAUCACAGAACUGUAGAGUUGGAAGGGACCUUGAGAGCCAUCUAGUCCAACCCCCUGAAAUGCAGGAAUCCUGCCCCACAGCUGUUCCUGGGGCAGGAAGAACCAGAUGUGCAAAUAUAGGAUGGGGGACACAAAUGUUAUUCUAGGCAGCCACAUGCACUGAUCCAGAAGUUUCCUACCCCUUAGCAGGUUUCUGCAGCACUGCUGCAGCUUCCAACGAUCGUAUUUAAUCCAGCCCUUUGCUGAGGACUAGAAUCUUACUUUUUUAAUUUACUGUAGUCCCUUAUGCCUUUUAUUCAGAGCUUUAGUGUGUCAUUCCAACUCAGCUUCCUGUUUCCGAUAGCAGGGCACACAAGCAACAGCGUUCCCUUGUGGUUCGUCCCUUCAUAGCUGGUGUUCACAGGUAGACUGCCUCUGAACCUGGGGGUUCUCUUUAUUUUAGGAAGAUGGGCAAUGUGGCAGCCGGAUGAGGAAAGGGCGCCUCCCCAAAUGGUCUGAGCACACUGCUGACCCCCCCCUCUCUUUUCUCUCCUCCCCAGAGAUCCCGAGAGCAGCUGGACUUGGGGCCCGGCGUCGGAGCUCUCCCAGGGAACGCCGUCAAGCGCCGUUUCUCAGGGACGCUGUUGCUGCCGCCCCUCAUCUCCCGGCAUGUGGCAGGCACUGACCUCAGCCGUGCCCCGGAGACAGAACACGGCAGGGUUGUUUUCACCAUCGAGGAGACACCCCCAGCCAGCAUCGAAGGCACCAGCGUUAUGAGGUAAGAGGUGGAGUUUUCCCCUGAUGGUGUCGAGAAGGAAAGACCCAGGGCAUGUCGUGGGCUGUCAAAUCUGCACGGUUUUUGGUGGCUUCUGAGCCUGCACAGAGUGUCCUCCUCUGAGAAGUUAGGAGCUAAGAACUGCCUCUCGCCUCUCUCUUUUUGGAUAGAGUCUCCAUUCCAUGCCGAGAUUGAACUCGUACAGCCAGCAUCCUCUGGGGUGGAGGGGGGUGGCAGGUAGAGUCCCUCGGGGGCCAGAUAGCAAGCCUGGGGGGCCACAUCUGGCCUCUCCCCCAGCCUGGGGCUCACAGGCCCUGCAGCUCUGUUUACCUCUUAGAUAAGAGAGGAAAGAAAAGAUGAGGAAGAUUGCCAAUUUCCUUUCCCUGCUCAGGCUCCUGUGCAUUUUUCACAGCUCUGUAGCAGGCAUAAAUCUAGGGACCCCCCACCCCCGUUUGCCUUGGUGAUAAAAGUGAUUUGGACGGCAACAUUUCUGCCUGCGAGUCCCCCUUCCCCGCAUGAUCCACCAGAGGCAGGAGGAAGAAUUGGAGCAGUCAAACCACUUUAUUGCUCGUCUUGGUAAUAAUUAAGCUGUUGCAGAAAUUGACUGGCUGAUUGAUUGAAUUUCCUUUGCUUUUCCACUGCAAGGCACAAAACCGGCUUCUGUGGGAAGGAGGAGGGGUGGGCAAUCGUUUCGGGCAGAUUAAAUUUCAAUUCUGGUUUAAAGACGUGCUUGCGUAAAAAGUUUCCUGCCUGGUUGCAAGUUCAUUUUCUGGCAGCAUCUCCGGGGAGGGCUUGGACAGACACCCCACCACCUGAAACGCUGGAGAGCGGCUGCUUCCCUUCAGUGUAGCCAGUGCUGAGCUAAGUCUGAUUCUGUAUGAAACAGCUCCCUAUUAAAAUCAGAACACUGAAGACUAGAAUCUUGCUUUAUUGUUAGGGGAAGGAACAUAGCCAAGUUCCUGUAUGGUUCAAUCCUAGAUGGCAUCUCUAUGUGGGGCCGGGAAAAAUGACUCCUCUCUCACACACCCUGGAGAGCUGCUGCCAGCCCGUGCAGGCAUCAUUGGGCUUGAGGGGCCAAAGGCCUGGCUUAGCAUCAAGGGAGUUUCUGUUGGUGUUUUUACAGUGUCUCCCCCACCUCCCCUUUAUGCACCAUCCGUCAAAGGGAAGGAGCCGCUGGAGGGUGUUUUGAUUGCUGCUUUUUCAUUUCUGCUGGUUGCAAAAAGAGUUUAGGGGUGUUUGUGUGCAUUUUAACAUUUAUUUCUCCCCCAGUUUGAAUGGGGACAGCUCCCAAAGAAAUAAACCAGCCGCGUCUGCAUUUGCCUGGUAUUUCUUGGUGGCAGUUUAAAUGAGAACGGGCUGGUGGUGCCGCUAAGGGUGACUCAGCUGGCAGCAGCAGGGGCUCCCCCAAGAAGGGAAAUGGGUGAGUGGCAAGGCUGGUACUCUUGCCGCCCCUUGCCCAGGACAGGCAGAGGGGGCACCAUGGAAUUGUAGAGUUGGAAGUCGUCCAAAUCCCUGAGUCCCCCCAGGUCUGAAUCUGACACUCUAACCACUACACAACACAGUCUCACUAGCCACUCUAUGACACCCCGCUAACACCCAUCACAACCUGCUCCCUGCAGUGGAAGGAGAGGCACCCCAGAAGUAGCUGGCGCUGUUCCUUGCACCCACCCAACCACUUUGACAACCCACACGCGAAAAGCACACAGGACUCCUGGGUUCUGUUUAACGCCAGGUAAUCCACUUAGGGGGUUCAGAGCACGGGGGCUGCCCUAAGGUUGCUUCUGAGGGGCCAGGGGGCCGGGUUUGACUUCGGAUUCCUCAGGGCUGCGUCAUGUUUUUCCUGCAUUGCGGGGGGUUGGUCUAGAUGUCCUUCAGGAUCCCUUCCAGCUCUACGAUUCUAUUAUUCUAUGUUCCUGAAUAAAAGAAGAGCCUGCUGGGAAACAAGCAUGUGCAGAGCGCGCCCCUUCUCGUCGCCUCCGGCCUGAGCCCUCCGUCUCCUUUCCCGGACAGAGUGGCGCCUCUGGUCUGACCACUGGGUGAGCCGCUUUUUGGGGGGGCGGGAGGGGGGCGGGGAGGAGAGGGCUGUCAGCAGCGCGGCUCCCUCCCUGCUGCCUGCCUGCCUCCCUCGCCCGGCUAAUGAGCUCCACAUAAAUCUCGCCCGGAGCGCGCUGUCCGCGCCGGCUCUAUAUAACGGAGAGCGCGGGCCGGCGAGGCGGAGGCGGCGUCUGGAGCGCGCGGGGAGAAGCCGGGCUGCCCGGAGAAAGUUUGCCGCCUCGAGCUCUUUCCGUCUCCCGCCUCUGCGCCGCUUGGCUCCGGCCCCUCGCCUUCAGCACCGCGCCAUGGCGGACAGCAGCACCUCCCGGCGCGCCCUGGAGCUGAGCCGCCAAGGCGCCGGGCUCGCCAAGCCGCCCAAGCACCUGUGGCGCCAGCCGCGCACGCACAUCCGCAUCAAGCAGCGCUUCCACUCCGACACCGAGCGGGACCGCCAGGCCCGCGCCUCCCUCCGGCCGGCCCUCCAGAACCCCAGGAUGUCCUGGCCCUCCUCGCUCCACCGCCGGUAAGAGCCUCCCCUCCCGGGCGCGCCUUCACGGUGGAACCCUUCCUUAGCUCGGCGCACGAGCCCCGCGCGUCUGACUUCGGAGAGAUCCGUCUCUUCCGAGGAAACCGAAUUGUAGAGUUGGAAGGGACCCACAGAGGCAUCUAGUCCACCCCCUGCAGUGGAGGCGCGCCUUGCAGCUGGACUGCUGAGCAACCACACCUGGGGGAAGGGGAGCUUAGCGUGUUUGGGGUGGGAGGUGGGUGUUAAUUUGCCCACGAGGCCCCUGCGCUGGAGGAAGGCGCCGAAGUCGCGUGCGUUCGAUCCGUUUUCUUUCCCGCCCUCCGGAGACCUCCGUAUCACCUGAGGCUCCAAAGAUGCGCCCUCGGGGUGGAUCGCGGAGAGGGGGCGUUGGGGGUCUGGAGGGGCGAGAGAGGACUUCUCAUUUGCGGGAAGUACCUUGUGGAGGGGCAGGGCGCAGCAACGGGCAAGCAGAGCGCAUCCUGAACUUGGAGAGGUUUCGGCGAAGGAGCUUCCUGUGCGCCCUGAGGCUCUCUGGAUGACGGCUCUUCGGGGUGGCUGGGCGACCUGCGAGGGGCGGGGGAGAGAAACGUGGCUGCUUAUUUUGUAGGGGGGGGGUCCGUCUCCUUCACCCAAGGCGAGGCGUGGGGCCCCUCUAAGAACCUGUGUGCGCUCUGGCGCUCCACGGACGCAUCGCCUCUCCUCUCUGAAGCUGCCCUUUGCGCUGAGUAGGGAAUGGGGGGGGGGUGCCUACAUUUGGUGUGUUUCUUUGGGGGGGCGGGAUCUCGCACUAUAGGAGAAGCUUCGGAGCUGCGCGCAUCCCGCAUUGGAGAGGGUCUCUGCGCGCGCGCCCUGGAUUUAGGAUUGGGGAGAGCACAAAAACAGGAAUCAAUUAAGAGUUGAGGGCAGCGUCACGUUCCUUCUCGGCUAAAACGCGCUGCGUGUUGGGGGGUUUUUUGCGGGUGGGGGUUCUUUGGUUGGCGACCCUCUGCGCUGGUCCAGUGAGGGGAGGUAGGGGCUGGCAUGGAGAUUUUAGGGCUCCGAAGCCACCCUAAUUUUGGAGAGACCGGGGCGUGGUCAGCAGAGCUUCUACCGGGUGUCUGAGAAGGGUCUUCGUGGUGGGUGCGGUCCGGGCGUGGACCAGGGGGGCGCCUGGCCAGGAUGCGGGGUGGUCUCUGUCGCAAACCCCUCUCUAUGGAUAUCUGACCCAAAUGGGCAUUUUCGGCCCGUAAAGGAAGUUCGCUGGUCCUCGUUUCAUCCUCCCCCCUCUAGGCGGGGGGGGGGGGAGAUCUCCAUGGCAGAGCAUCUUAAGAGCCACGGAGCUGUUGUCCUUGCCCUCAAAACGAUGCAAUCUUCUAGUCCUCCUGAUUCUGGUUUCAGCAGCAAGCCGCUUCAUUCCCAGCCAGACCAUUGGUCCGGGUGGUAGUUCUCAUCCCUAUCUGGAGAUUCAGCCUGGAAAUCUUUCGGGUGGUGCAAAACAGGCGUUUCAUUGCUGAUAUAGCAAGAUCCUAGUCCUCAUGGUGCAGAAUAGUUCCACCCUCCAUGGGACAGCCACUGCCUCUCAGCCUAACCUACCUUGCAGGGGGGGGGGUGUGGGGAAUAAAUGAGGAGUGGGAGAUGUCUAGAUGUAUUGCUGGAUAAGUGUUUCAUGGUUUUUGUAUUUGUAUAAAAACCAAUAAAAAGGAUUUUUUAAAAAAAAAAUGAGGCAUGGGAGGAGAACCAUGUACUGUACGCUGCCCCGAGCUCAUUGGAGGAAAAGGUGGGGUAGAAACAUAAGAAUAUAAGACAAAUUCAUGGUGCUGCACCUCUUUGCCCCUGACCAGCGACUGCAUUGGGGUGACCUAGAGUUAGGAGCAUCGGAAGGUCAGACCAUCUGUUCAUCUAGCUUCAUGUUGUCUACUCUGACCGGCAGCCGCUCUUUUCAGACAGGGAGUCUUUUCCUGGUCCUGCCUGAAGACACCAAGGAUUGAACCCUGGGACCUUUUGCGUGCAAAUGAAGUGCUCUGCCCACUGAGCCUGCUUCUGCCAGCACCUCCCUGUGACUUUGCCGCCUCCGUGCCCCGAAGGGAGGGCCUGGGAAGUCCGAGAUGAGCUGCCCUCCUUUUAUUCUCUUUCCGCUCAUUUCCUCCAGGUCCUCCAGGUGCAAUUUGCCAGCCUGGAUGUUCCAGUCCGACCGGGAGAGAGAAAGUAAAAGAGAAUAAUGAGGUUGGUUUCUGCAGCGGCUUUUGUGCGGAAGAGAACAAAGCCAGCCUCUCUCCCUCGUCUUCUUUUGCCAGAUGGAAUUGUCUGUGCAGGGACGGGGAAGUAGGAGAAGCAGGAGAUGGUUCAGAAAUGCCUGCAUUUAUAUGACUCAGAAUAAGGCAGCUUCUCAUACCUCCCUUUCAACCAGAACCUUCAUUCAGGAGCCUUAGAAAAAAGAAGCCUCCAGAGGCAGGGGCAGUCUACCUGCUUUGUGCUCAGAGUUAAGGGAACAUUGCAGCCGCCUGGUCUGCUAAGGCAGCAAGUCGCUGUCCUCUUAAAGUGGGGCAGAAAACGUGUCCCUUUUUGGGGGGGGUGAUGGGUGCAGACUUCUGGGAUUCACGAGCUGCUUUGUCAGGGCGAAGGCCUCAUGCAGAGCCAUGGACACCCUACGAGGUUCUGUCAGGAACUGGUCUGUUUGCUGCUCAAUCUGCCCCGCCGCUAUUUUUUCACCCCCGCAUUGCCACGUUCCUCCUCCUGUUCGCCGCCAUCUGUGCCACCGGCGACAUUUGCCUGCCAAGAACCCGGUCCUCAAGGCGCUUCUGUUGAACCCUGACUUGCAGCUGCUCUUAGCUGGGUCCCGAGUGCUUCCUCGCUGCGUACCCAGAAGAAGGCCAAGUCCCCUCACCCCACCCAACGUCUCCUUCCCCCCCCUCACAUUUUUUUAUUAAUUUCCACAAAAUUAUAAACGAACAAAACACAUAAACAAACAAAUAUAAAUCAUAACCUUAUUAAAAUUACACUUAUUAACAUUGUUAAGUGACUUCCUCGCUUCCCCUUGGUUGAAUUUCCAUGCAUAUCCUUAUAACGGCUUUCCAACUCCCAACGUCUCCUUUUGGCGCCGGCGACGCCACAGAUGGCAGCACAUUCUGUGUUUUAUUUCUGGGAAUAAAACCUUCAGCCCUGGAUUGAGAGGCCCAGCGUGUGGCGUUUCUUUUCCAAGUGUCAUUUUGGAAAGAGUUUGCCCUGUGGCACUCAGGAAAGGGCAGAGACUAGCAUGCUGGUUAAAUUCUUUCUUUCUUUCAUCCGAAACCUCUCUUUUGGCCUCUGUCUUUUUUUCCUGUGUGGAUUAAAGCUGAGCUCAGUGGAGCCUCCCCUGGGCAGGGCUGUUAACCACUGAGGAUCAGAUGUCAGGGACACACAGACACACACAAAGGGAAUCAGAUGGCCCUGAUCCAGCACGCCUCUGCUCGUGUCUUCUGGAUAAACUGGGUUUAACCACUGGGCACUCCCACCAACAGCACUCUCUUGCCAAAGAGGGUGCCCGUUGUGCCUCUGUGCAACCCAGCGACCUCUUUCUGCUGAGAGCGGCUGUAGAGCAAGCCACCCGCUAGAGAGGAUGCUGUCUGUGCCGACACCAUCAGAGCAGGUGGUACCCGUGGAACAGGAACUCCCAGGGAAAGACAGAGGGGCGGCAUGCUCAACGAGAUUCUGCGAUGCCCUGAAAGCCCUGGGACUCUCUUUGCCCUAAAGCGCAACGUCCCCAAAAGGCUGGUUGAUGGAUCCAUGCUUUGCCAAACUGCAGAGUACAGAGCAGAUGGUCUCUAUGGCAGUCUCAGUCCCUUCCCAAACCGAAGCCUGUCUAUUUUUAAUACCAAAGUCUGAGAUGAUUGAUGGGGAGGAGAAGAGCGAGAGGUUUGUGUUUUUGUGUUUGUGUGUGUCACAUGUACACUCGCACACCAUCACAGCAGAGCAAUUUUUGUCUCGGAACAGAGUGCCACCUGCCAUCUGAAACCCCAACGAGGACAAACCUUGCAACUAGCUUAGCGCUGAAUAUAUUCGCAGAGGGGAAAUGAAGGCUCAUUUUGAAAAGAGUUGAACGGGGCAGGUUCUCGAGGCGGUGAGAAUGGCGGCGGCAAGUGAUGGCAAACAGACUUCAACAAAGAGCUUUGUGCUGUUAUAGAUUUGGGGGGCCCCCUAAACCCUAGAAAUUAAUAAAUUGCAUAGGAUUUGGAUAAUUUGGGAUGUGAAGGGAGAAAUUUUGCUUCAGAGGAAUUUUGCUUGGCCCUAGGCAAAACCACCUGGCCAAACCAGGGCCAUUUAAGAAACAAUAUGGGGCCGUCGAGGGCCACAGGCAAUGCAAGAGAAUUUCUUCCCCCUUGCUGAGAGGUGUGGACAGAGACUGGGGAUUGUGGGAAUGUGGGUAGCAGGAGAGGAUAUAUUGAUUAAAUAUUAUCCUUCCUCACUCAUGCUAGUGAGCUGGUAGCAGAGUAUAUUCCCCAGUAUAUUGCAGGAAGCUAGUUGACAGAUUUGUUUGAAUCUCUUGAGUUAAGCAAGUCAGUCUGGCUUGCCCACAUUGGAUUGUUCCUGGUAAAUUCCCCUUUAAUCCCUUUAAAAAAGAAUAAAGACACAACACUCUUCUCUUAGAAGAAACAAGAAGUUUACUUACAUUCAGUUCACAGUUUGAUCCUGAAGGCAGGCUCUAGCUUGUAGUUACAGAAGAGAGAGUGGGUUUAUCCCAUGUGGGGAUUGAGCCCAUGUGCUGCUGGCUGAGAGCCAGCAGACAGCAAAAGACAUCAAGAUGGAAUAAACUGAAGAAGAAGGGGGAAGAUGGCUGCGUGACCGGCCCUUUGAUGGGGGUCUGCUAGGGUCACGCCCCUCUACCUGGUCACACACAGAGGGAAGAUGCUCCAGACCAGGUGAGACAGGAAGUCCUCCUGGCUGGAGGAACCUCCCCCUCUGGGUCAAUCCACGAGUUGGAGUCUUGAAUUGCUGGAGCAACAAAAAUCCUUUCUACUUGCAUUUAUAUCUUUAUCUAUAUCUGCAAAGUUUGUGAGCUGUAUGUAUACAGCAACGCCUUGACCUGUAUUACUGAAGCCUUAUCUUCUGCAGCAGUUUUGAACCUUCAGUUGCCUCUGUGUAGUGACUGGAACUGUGGGCAACGUCUGUUUUGUGGGUAUCUCAGCACCAUAAAUUAACUCUGUGCCGCAUAAAGAAGUCUUCUCUUUUAUCUGUCUUGAAUCAACACUCCGCUCCGUCAGAAGUCCCUAAGUUCCAGUGUUCUGCAAGAGGGAGAGAAAACUUCUCUCUAUCCUCUUUAUCCAUCAUCAUUUUUUUAUGUCAUGUCUGCUGUUCUCACCUGGGGGAAUUAAAAAAAGAAAGGCACACUGUCAACAGGACCAACAACACUCUGAAAGUCUGAACAUGAUUGCUUUCGAUUCUGAGUUUUGAGGCUGUUAAUAAAGAAUGAAUUUUUAAAAAAACAACAUGACUUUGCUGAAUUGGUGGCUUCCGGCAAAGAUUUGUGAGUCGUCCUUGUUUUGAUGGCACCUAGUUCCUCUGCGGUCAGUUUGCCCUGCCUCAGAGAGAGAGAGAGAGAGAGAGAGAGAGAGAGAGAGAGAGAGAGAGAAGGCAUUUGAGCACCUUUGGGAGAGAGAGAGAGAGAGUGGGUGAGUAACUCAGGUGACAGGCUGGCGGGGGGGAGCGAAAAAUUGUACACAUCACUUGGGAAGACAGGCGAACUAAUGCCAGUUUACUGGAAGAAGCAAAGAUCACCAGUGUCAAAGCGAUGAUUCUUCAACAUCAACUUCAUUGGACUGGUCAUGUUGUGAGGAUGCCUGAUGAUCGUCUUCCAAAGCAACUCCUCUAUUCCGAACUUACGAAUGGAAAGAGUAAUGCUGGUGGUCAACAAAAUAGGUUCAAAGACUCUCUCAAGGCAAAUCUUUAAAAAUGUGGUAUAAAGACCAAAAAUUGGGAAACUCUGGCCUGCGAGGGCUCCAGUUGGAGAACAGCCUUUCCCAAAGGUGUCAUGGGCUUUGAAGACACUCGAACUCAGGACGCAAGGGAGAAACGUGCCAAGAGGAAGGCAUGCUUGGCAAACCCUCACAGGGAUCAACUCCUGUCUGGAAAUCAAUGUCCCCACUGUGGAAGGACGUGGGGAUCCAGAACUGGCCUCCACAGUCACCUAGGGACUCCUUGUUAAGACCAUGUUUAUGGAAGAGCUGUCUGGAAAGCCAGGGGUCAGACCCAGAGGCAUCUCCCCAGCCCCAGACAUCUAGGGAUCCUUAUCCAGCUAUCCUCAUCCUAGCUAUCAGUAAUCCAGAGCCUCGGGUGCCAUUGAAUUCUUCCAUCAGCGUCUAGUGAUUAAGCCCAGGCUUUCUCAAAGCUGGACCGAUGUUUCCGCAUCUCCCCUUGCGAGAUCCUCGCUGACCUGCCUGCGAACUCUCCGCCAGACAGAAAAAACCCAUUUCCUCCUUCUCUUCUGCUUCUUGAAUCCCCAGGCCACAAAUCAGGGGGAAUGGCUGGGCUGCCAGGCAGUGAACCUCUGCUCUUUUGUUCCUUGAGUCCUGCACUGCUGCAGGAUUCGGGAACCGUAGAGGUGCAGAGUGGGAAGGGGUCCCCCAAGAGUCAUCUAGUCUGACCCGCCACAAUGAAGGGACGACAGCGAAAGAAUCAUAAUCACCAAGCUGCUCCUCUGAGCCCCAGCCAGCCUUAUUGGAAGCUGUUCUCUGAUGAGGGCUUCAGGUGUGCGCCAUCCUUUCUCUAUUUUUUAUAACGAUUUAUUGAUUUUCAAAAGAUAACAGAAAAUAAAAACGAAAACAAUACCAAAACAAAACAAAUUGACUUCCCUCUAGCCCCUUCCUUGGUUCCCUUAUUUAUCAAUAUACCGCAUGUCCAUUGUUCAGCUUGACACCUGUUUAAAUUACUUCUUAUCCGUUCAUCGCAAAAUUGCAAGUGAUUUUUAAAACCCUGCUAAUGUCUUAACCUGUGUACACUGUUUCUGUAUAUAUGCAAUAAACGUCUCUUCGUUGUCGUCUCUUCCUCUUAGUUGUCAAUUUUGCCAUUUCAGCAUAUUCCAUUAAUUUAACUUGCUCAUCUUCUUUAGUUGGGACCCCUUCUUCUUCCCACAGACGUGCACCAUCCUCGAAUGGCUUGGCAGGAGACUUGCCCUCAUUGAGGUUGCUUUGGGGUCCCAGCAGAUGGCUUGGGAAGCGGGUGGCGGGUGCAGCCGCCCGUCUCUCAGAAUCUCCCCCCCCCAGUUGUGGGAGAGUUUCUACCUCUUUGCGCCUGGCAGUUUUCCAUCUAGAAAAGGUUUGGGGCCUGGCGGGAGGGACAGCGGCAAAUAGAGGCUGUAAGGCUGUUACGGAGAGACCGGGAGCUUCUGUAUAAUUGAAGGCUGUUCCCCCCACCCACCCACUCUUUUCCGCGGAAGUCGAAGCCUCGUAUCCAGGGGGCUCAGGUGCAGAAUUUAAUUCCGAAGCCCUUCAUCACUGAGAAGCCUGGAAGGCGUCGGAGGGGAAUGAGAACGCUCUUCGAGAACUGGCCUUGGAGCAAAAUCGAUAAAUAUAUACAUAUUCCUUUCUCUUUUCCCCUCCCUCUGCCUUCAAAGCGACUUUCCCCUAUAUUGUCAACCCAUGACUCACUCGCUAGUAAUUCCACUGUGGGUUUUUAGUUUCUUUCGAAGUGGGUGCGUGUGUUUUUCAAAAAGAUAUACGCAGACCAAGCUUUACGAUGAUUCAGCUCUAGAUAUAGCUUAGCGGGGGAACUCUUGCUGGGUCAAGACCAUGGGCAGGCAAACUAAGGCUCGGGGGCCGGAUAUUAGGCCCAGAUAUUCCUAAAAAUGCGAGAGAAAUAUUAUUGUAUGCUACGGUAGCGGCAAGAAUUCUAAUCACUAUGAAUUGGAAAGGAGAGAAAACACUGACAAAGCUGGAGUGGCAAACUAAACGGUUGGAGUACGCCGAGUUGGCUAAAUUAACACAAAAAUUGAGGGGUUGCUCUGAUCAGACAUUUAUUAGGAAAUGGGAUAUGUAUAUAAAAAAAAUCUAAUGGAUUAUUGUAAUAACAUGACAUCUGUGGCAGCCUUUGAAUGACUUCUGCCGUAUGAUGGAUCAGUAUGAGAAAUAUAAUAUUGAUGAAAGUUAACAAAAGGAAACAGAGAGAAACAGUGCGCUAGAUAGAUUAAGUGGUAGACGCAUGGUGGGGUGACGGGAAGUCGUUAGGAAUCCAAGAGGAACAUAUUGUAAUGUAAUAAGUUUUAUUUUUUAUUUUAUUUCCUUUAUAGAUAAUACUUCUAUAUGCUUCUUCAUUUUAAUUUCAAUAAAAGGUUUAAAAUCGAAAAGAAAAGAAAGGGAGCAGCACAUUUCCAAACCAGGUCUUUCCCCUGGGAGGUUUUGGCCCGCAAAGCGUGGGCCGCGGGGGUCUCUCUGUUCCUCAGAGUUUUCCGCUAGCUCCCUCUGAAUCAGUGCCUGGUCACUAAAUGCCGGCAUGGGUGAGGAGAGCACCAUUUGAGUCAUGCCAGGCGCUCCUCCGGGUGAUUCAUGACAAACUCAUGUGCUGCCAGCCCAGCCGAGUCGUGCCUGAGUGGCACCCCAGGGCCCUGCGAGGCAGCUGCUUCCACAGCCCGAGGGGCUUCGUUGCUGAACCCCCCGGCCGCCAUAAAGAGAUCCACCCAGUGUGUCCCAGCACGAAAAUCUUAUUCUUACCCUUUCCCCAACCUCCGACGUUGAAUGCACAACAACCUGGUGCUUUGUUACAGCUGUCUCUGUUUCGGGAGACAAUGGAGCGUGCUCCCGCGAGUGAAGUCCAACUGCUGCAAUAGGCAGCGCUGAGGUGACCAGCCUGGGCUGUGUGCAGGGAAGUCCUGGGCUGUCAGAUGGGGAAAGAAACCCCCUCUUGGUCUCGCUGACGGGGUCCGAAGGAAAGCAGAGCAAGACGCUGGGCAGCAGCUUGGCUGCAGGAGUUGCCGGAAGGAGGCAGACAAGGGACUCCAUUCUGGAUUGGCGUCGGGUUCACUCCUGAGCCUUUUCUUCUCCCAAAAUAUCCCGCAAGGCAGCAGAGGUUUAGGGUCAGUUUCCUUUCUCCCCUAUGGGCUCCCUUCCCAGCUGGAUCUCUGCCUCUUGGCCUCCACGAGAGCCAGUGUGGUGUAGUGGUUAAGAGCGGUAGACUCAUAAUCUGGUGAACCGGGUUUGCGUCUCCGCUCCUCCACAUGCAGCUGCUGGGUGACCUUGGGCCAGUCACACUUCUCUGAAGUCUCUCAGCCCCACUCACCUCACAGAGUGUUUGUUGUGGGGGAGGAAGGGAAAGGAGAAUGUUAGCCGCUUUGAGACUCCUUUGGGUAGUGAUAAAGUGGGAUAUCAAAUCCAAACUCCUCCUCCUCCUCCUCCUUCCUCUCCUGCUUCAGCUCCUGCCUCCGAUUCAGGACUGCUCUCUGCCACCGACUCACCCCGCUCACAAAGCCCUGUUCCCUCUUCUUCCCAGUCUUCUCCUGCUUCUCCCUCAUCAUUGCCCCAUCCCCAUCCUCUGAGCUCUGAACCUUCUUCCCCUGGGGGUUCCCUAGCUGGUUCCCCCCACCAUCCCUCUGCCUCCAACCAGCCCAGACAAUGCUAAGCUAGGUGGCCCCAAUGGUCUGACUCGGUCUAAGGAGUCUUCCUAGGAAUGCAACCUGCUCACGCAGUCACAUCAAGGCUCUGCAAGUGUGCAGAAGAGAUACUUGCCCUGUUGAUUUUUUUCUUGAUGGGUCGACGCAAAGCCUCCACCUCCCAGGGCAGUCUACCUUUCUAAGCGCCAGAAACUUUGGUCCUGUUGAGAAGCAGGAAGCGAGAGCUGGUGUUGCGUGUCUGUGUGGAUAGGUGAGGGAGGAGGACCGCCUGGCUUUUAAUCCUCCCUGCUUGGGAACAAACCGGUGGCAAUACUUUCUUUUUAUUUUUAAAGAAGAAUCGGUGGGCCCUGUAAUUGGUGGCCAUUAGGGGUGGCUGCUGACAGGCAAAGGGAGAGGAUGAUCUCAGGAAUGGCCGUGACAGAGGCUGGAAAGGAUAAUGGCGCAGGACUGCUUUUAGGGGCGUGAGACGUUUGUGCGUGAGUCACCCUUCACGACCUGUUUGCCUCUGCUCUGCAAGUGCCGCCAUUAAAACAUCUUCCUUGCGCCGAGCUGAAUCCUGAGCAAUGCGCUUUGGAGUCUUAGCGACUGUCAUGCAGGAAGGAGCAGCAUUUGGAGACCUCCUGGAUCCCCCCCCAAUCCCAGAGCUACACUGCCUCAGGCUGCCCCCACUUUCUGCUCUGUAGGCAGCAGCCUCCUUCCAAAUGUACCGGGCAUUUUGCUGCAACAGGGGCAGCCCUCCCAGUGAGCGAGGUCCAAGGCAUCUUGCCCUUCCCCCCCAAAGCCUUCCCAUUGCAUUGCAAGCGGGUUGGACUAGAUGAGCCUCGGGGUCCCCUCCAGCCCUCCAGUUCCAGGGUCCUUGAAGUCCUUGGCAGCCGCAAAUCCAUCCUGGGUCCCUUCAGAACUGGCAUCCCUGUGUUAUAACAAAAAACACUGCUCCUUUUUGGUACCCAAAAGCCUGUCUAGAGUCCUUAUGUGGGUUCUCUAUCAGUAGGAGAAAAUAACAGAGGCCAAGCAGAGAAUAUUAGAAGCAAAGCAGCUUGUAAGCCUGAUCUUUAUUAACUGUUGCAACAGGGCCCUCACUCCCCACAUGCAGGAGGGAGGAGGAACCCAAAACAAAGGUGUGCAAGCUCUUAUAUAGACUUUUGAAACUGCCCACCCUGUAGCUCAAGACCACCCUCCUCCAAAACAUCAUCCAUACAUCAUAGAAAGAGGUCGUCCCCAGCAAAAAUUGGAGUGUGUUGCUUCUCUCCUGUAUGCCAGGAUACCUGAGAAUGCGUUAUCUGAUUGCCUUUUCUGGGUAGCCACCCAGAGUGGCUGGGGAAACCCAGCCAGAUGGGUGGGGUACAAAUAAUAAUAAUAAUAAUAAUAAUAAUAAUAAUAAUAAUAAUAUAUUAUUUCCUUGGAGAUGGUAAAUACUUAGUUCCUGAAUCUCUUACGCAUAUUGAGAGUGUGCUCAGCUGAGCAGAUACUUGCCAGACUGUAUUUACAGGGAGAUGUAAGCCCCUACAGUCCAAAGACAAUUGGAAAGCUUUUCCCAUUUCCUUCCUCCUUGCAGAGAAAUAUUUGAGGUCAAUUUGGGAGAGUCCAAAUGGCUUCAGGAUUGCUCUCCUGCACUAUUUCAGACAUGUGGUUGAUAUACUUAUGUAUGUGUUUGCCUUGUACAUUUAUGAACAUUUAUUUUAUAUAUAUAAGACCUUAGAAUUCCUAAAACACCUGCUUCUCAGAAACCCCUCAAGCCCACAAUCUUGUUUUGUUGCUUGGUUCUUAACUUGCAAACGCUGGCGAGGGAGAGAGAGGAAGGCUCCCAGUUUGUGAGCUGGAAAGGAGCAAAAUUACCUUUAAAAGCCCAGGUCCCGCCGAGCAUGGAAAUGGAGCGAGCAGCAGUCUGGUCGAAGGCUGCUGUUGUGCUUUAUUAGCCCAGACCUGUUUAUUGCCCUGUAAUAACGAUGGUGCAGGAGAUAUGGAUCUGGCUGCUUGCCUUCCGAUCGAAUUUUAGCAGAGGGGAAAGUCAGGCUUAGGAAAUGGCCUUUCCUGGAGAAGGAGGCUGCCCCCCCCCCGCCUCUUCCUCCAGCUUCAGGAGUUUUCGAUUUAGAGUCUCCUGGGGGUACCAAUCAGUUCUGCAUUAUUUGUCCCAGGGGGGAAUUCAAAGGUCAACUGCUCUUUCAGCCCCCUGAGCCUGCAAGGACCAGAAUGGGCAGCCUGCAAAAAUGCGGGCUGCCAAUUUUGAUGGUGGAACACAGUUGGUUGGAGCGUGGCGCCGACAACGCCAAGGUUGCAGGUUUGACCCCCCAUAAGGGACAGCCUGCAUUGCAGGGGGUUGGGCUGGAUGACCCCGGGGGGUCCCUUGCAACUCUACAAUUCAGUGGUCCCUUGGUUCUCAAACGGCUUGGUACUCAAACAACUUGGAACCCAAACUCGGAAGUAAGCGUUCCAGUUUGUGAACUUUUCUCGGAAGCCGAACGUGCUCCAUUUUGAGUGUUACGCUGAGGUCUGUCCGUUUUUGCUAUUUAUUUUGCGUUUUUGUUUUUGCGGCUCUUUUUGGGGUUUUUUUGUGACCGUGUGGAACCCAGUUCAGCUACUGAUUGAUUGUGUGACUGCAGUACAUUGUUUAUCAAUUUCCUUUUGUGGAUCAAUGGUCUCGUUAGAUAGUAAAAUUCAUGUUCAAUUGCUGUUUUAGGGGUUGUUUUUGAAAGUCUGGAACAGAUUAAUCCAUUUUGCAUGACUUUCUAUGGGAAAGUGUGCCUUGGUUUUGGAACUCUUUGGUUUUGGAACGGACUUCCAGAAUGGAUUAAGUUUGAGAACCAAGGUACCACUGUACUAUGAAUUCAUACAUACACAGAAUUCUACCUCCAUCAAGUGUGUGUGUGUAUCUCUCUCUCACACACACUAGCCUCCCAAAUGCUACAAAAUCUAUUGCUGAGUGUGGUAGUUAUUUUUCUGCAGCCAUUAUCGCACGAGACGUCCAGAGCCCCGGGCGGAUGUACAGAGUAGGGUCUCCCCUGGGUGCCAGACCAAGGCCAGAGGCUCCCUCCUGUCCCCAACUGGAGGGAGAAUUUAAUAUAGCUGAAUUUCCUCCGGCUGUGAUCUGCUCAUCGACUUGCGCUUUUUAUUUUUGCACAGGCAAAAUUAUUUUGGGCUCAGUCGGCCGGCCAGUGAAACGAGCUUUCCAUGUUCUGCAAAAAAAGCCCAGGAGGUUUUGCAGCUAGUGAGGGAUACAGGGCCGUUUAGGGCUUUCAAGGUCUGCACCAACCCUUUGAAUUGUGCUUGGAAAGGUCCUGGGAGCCAAUGUAGGUCUCAGGACUGGUGUUCUAUGUUCUCCACUCCCAGUCCCCAGUCUAGCUGCCACAUUCUGGAUUAGUUGUUGUUUCCGGGUCACCUUCAAGGGAGUUCCAUGGAGAGCACAUGGCAGUAGUCCAAGCGGGAGAUAACCAGAGCAUGCACCACUCUGGCAAGACAGUCCUCAGGCAGGGAGGGUCUCAUCCUGCGUACCAGAUGGAGCUGGUGGACAGCCGCCCUGGACACAGAACUGACCUGCGCCUCCAUGGACAGCUGGGAGUCCAAAAUGACUCCCAGGCUGCGCACCUGGUCCUUCAGGGGAACAGUGACCCCAUUCAGGACCAGGGAGUCCUCCACAUUUGCCCGCCCCCGUCCCCCAAAAACAGUCCUUCUGUCUUGUGAGGAUUCAACCUCAAUCUGUUAGCCACCAUCCAUCCUCCAAGCGCCUCCGGACACAGGACCUUCACUGCCUUCAAGGGAUCUAGGAGUACCGAGAGCUGGGGUACCGAUCUUCACCGCUUACUGCCUCCCUCUUAUUUGGGGGUUCAGCCGAGUCCCUGCCAUUCCCCUCUGGGACUUUGCAGGGCAUCGGCGUGUGAGUGAUCGUCCCUUCGUUCGGCAAGCAUUAAUAGGCAAGAGGCUAACCCAAUUAGGGCCAGAAGGGGUGGCGAUGGCUGCCUUGCUGCUCUCCUCUGCUGGCUAAUUCGAUUUCCACCACAGAGCAGAUGUGUCGCUCGGCUUUUCUGGGAGGGAGCUCAUACAUAAGGGGGCCCUUGGUGUGCGGGCAGAAGCCAUUUACUCCUGAGCAAAGUGUUAUAAGAAAAAACUGCUCCUUUUCCCUUAUGGGGUACCCAAGAGUCCUUAUGUUGCUUUUUUAUCGGUAGGAGAAAAUAACAGAGGCCAACCAGAGAAUACUGAGAAGCAAAGUGGAUUGUAAGCCUGAUCUGUUAUUUUCUCCUACCGGUAGGGAAGCCACUUAAGGACUCUAGACGGGCUCUUGGAUACCCCAUAAGGGAAAGGGAGCAGGUUUUUUUUUCUUAUAACAGAAGUUUUUAAUGUUUGAUGUUUUACCGUGUUUUUAAUAUUCUGUUAGGAGCAACCCAGAGUGGCUGGGGAAGCCCAGCCAGAUGGGUGGGGUAGAAAUAAAUUAAUAAUAAUAAUUAUUGCCAGUGCUUUUUUUCUGGGGGGACGCAAGGCUACACAUACCCCUAAACAUUUUGUGAAUCUAAGUUUGGCCUCAUUGAGGGGGCAGUAUUUCAAUAUGAGUAGGAAAAUGAGAGUAGCCCUAAACAUUUUUUUUAAUGAAAAAAGCACAGCAUUGCUUUAUAUUUUCUGCAUGUCCCAUGAUUGUAUUUCUCAAAAAAAACCAACCCAGUUGUAUUCUGUGUUAUAAAUCGAGCAAUGCCAGGAGCUGGUUUUUUUUGUUCUCCAAUGCAUAAUCAAUCACAAAAGCAGGGCUGCCAUCUAUGGGGGGGGGGGGCAAGGGGACUGAACCCCCCAAAUUCAACCAGGUUCAAUAUUCUGCAAUUUUGCCCCCCCUUUUUUUGAUAACGAUUUAUUGAUUUUCCAAAAAUAACAAAAGGGGGAAAAAACAGAAAAGAAAAAUGUCAUAAACAAAUUAAACCUUGAUUUUGGGGGGGGUCGACUUCCCUCCACUCCCCCUCUUGGUUCCUUUAUAAUAUACUUGUUAAUGUACGUCCAUAAAACCUUACAUAACCUAACAAUCCAAUUUUGAAAUCUUCUUCAUCUUAUUACAAGUGACUUUUAAAAGUUAUACUAAUGUAAAAGCCUGUACACAAAGCUUUGAAAAUAUGCGUUGAGCAAUUGCCUUCGUCCCCCGUCCCCCCAAUAAUUUGUCCUGCAUACUUCAGUAAUUUAUUUUGCCAAUCUUCUUCUUUACCAAUUUUGGGGACGCUGCGCUGCUGCCCCCUGGUGGGGCUCAGUGGGGCGACAGCAGAACAGCACCCAUCUCGACAGGGGGUCUUCUGCCCCCUCCCCAUGUUAGUCCACUGGCAAGGAAACAACGGGAGAGUCAGAGAAAUAUUCACUAAAAGACCAGAGGCUUUUCUGCUCUGCAUUAUAUGUUUAUAUGACAAUAAACAUCCCUAAAAAGAACAAAAGUGUAUUUCUUUAUGCAACAACUGCGGCUAGAGUUUUAAUUGUCAAGUAUUGGAAAGGAGAUCAGAUCCCAAGUGAGGUAAGAGUGGCAAAAGAAAUUAUGUGAAUAUGCUGAAUUAGCCAAAUUAGCUGUGGAAUACCCCAUAAGGGAAAGGGAGCAGUUUUUUUCUUAUAACAAGAGCAUGCAACGAUGUCUUCUAUUUCCUAAAUAACUAGUAGGAAAGAUCCGUCUAGUCCAGCCUCACGUUUCUCACAUUGCAUAACCAGAUAUUAUAUCUGGAGAUUGUAGAAACUACAAGUGGAAGAGUCGGAGCCUGAGCUCGCUUGGUUCCCUCUUCCCUCCUCAUCCCUCUUUCCUUUUGUGUCGUCUGCUUGGCCUCUGUUGUUCCCUCCUACCGAUAGGGAACUCACUUAUGGACUCUAUAGAGGACUUCGGAUUUUUUUGGGGGGGGGGUCGUUGAACUGUCCCCCUCCAUUCCUGGUUUUAACACGCAUGAUCCUCUUUUUAAAAAACCACAACCCAGUUGAAUUCUGUGUUCUACAUCAAGAAAAGCCGGAGCUGUUUCUUUUUGCUUUCCAAUGCAUUUCUUAUUAAAAAAAACAAACCCCAAACGCAGCCUGGCAAAACCACCAGGAAGUUGGGCUUGUGUUUUCCCACCGUCAGUCUCUCAACGGAUGACAAUGACGAGCAAGCGGCAGAUAUUUGGGAAGAGCAGAAGCAAAAGGUCACGGCAACUGUUUGCAUUUGCCGGGGUGUGUUUUUUCCCCCUCCUUUUUUGGGAGCGAUCCUGACUGCCAGCGUAAUUGGACCCGCCAAGGGCACCGCGAUGACAGGGCAGGCUUGGCCAAACUUUGGGAGCCAGGCCCGUCACUUCUUGCCGUGUUUACUGUGACCAGUGCCAAGGCCGGAUUGUGUCACCCGGACACAGGGGCUUCUACAUUUUUAAUAAAAUGGGUUUUUCUGGACCGCCGGCUGCAAGCCUGCCCUGUCCAGAGGUGGGCUCAGAGGCCGGGCUGGUCGCACCCCCCUUUCCAGUCCCGACAGAGACAGCAAUGAGGGAAACUUGGCACUUGCACUCAGCACUUGGAGCCCGGCCAAGGCGUUUGUUUAGCUUCCCAGCUGGGGGCUGGCCUCUCGGCAAAAGGAUUCCUGGGACGGGACGGAGCAGAGGCGUGCUUCGCACUCGGGGCCCUCCCUUCGUGCCGGUAUGGCGGACCCCCUUCUUCCUCUCCGGGAUCUGGGCUUCACGGAGCGCCCCCUGUGGAAACUCUGCGGAAAGAAGACCGAUCCUCCAGGGGCUUCCGAGUGGAGGGGACUCUUCCUCGGCAAGGCCUGGGUUCGAGUCUCGUGCGGCACCGAGGGCAUCUGAGUCGGCUGGCAACACUCCCCAUUGCCCGAGUCGUCUGAAUUUGCCGGUCAGCAGGAACGAUGUUUCCCUCCUCCAAGGCGCAAGGCUCCCCUGGGGGCUCCCCGGCCCCCUCGCCCCACAACUCGCCUGUCCUCUUCCGGAAGGCAAUGGCCAACCCUGGCAUGCGGCUACAGAGGCGCUUCACCGUGGCGCACCCGCUCUGGUAAGGGGACGCUGCGAUAAGGCCCCGCGCUUCGGUCGCCUUCGAGUGGGUGGGGGGACCUUUCUCUUUUUGCAUUUAUUUUUUAAUAUCAUAUUGAUUGAGUUUCUAUUUUAUAUUAUUAAAGGACAUUCAUCUUUUCCCAUGAUGGUAUUUGCUCAAAUGAGCUGUCGACCUCCCUCCCUCCACCCUUACAGAUCAUAGCAUCUACACUUUCCCCCCAUUUACAUUAUAUCCAUUUCUAUUGUCAAUUUUUAAACAAAUAUGUAAAAAGGUAUAUAUCAACAACGUUACAAGUCUUCUUAAGUCCUGCUAGUGUUGUUAAUUGCUUGCCAUUUUCCAUCGGAUAUUGUAUAAAUUUACUCCAGUCUUUUUGGAAAACUGGUUUCGGAUUUUCCUGCUCAACUCUGCCAAUUCUGCAUAUCCAAUCAUCUUCAUCUGCCACUCUUGUAUCAAUGGUACCGCAAGCUGGGACAGAGCACCCAAUGCGAAUUUUACCCUCAUGUACAAGAAGCUGGUUUCUGCACCAACCAAGAAGCACUGCGAGAGCUCAGCCUGGCAGAGGUACUUGCGGCCCCCCCAAUGUCCCCGAGGGCCAAGUGGAGAUGUUUUGGGGUCCACAUUUGGCUAGAGGCUCUUGUCGGCACUCGCAAGGCGCCUGCAAAUAUUCCACCAAGCCCUCCAGCUGCCACAUUCUGGAUUAAUUAUAGUUUCUGGGUCACCUUCCAAGGCAGCCCCACGGAGAGCGCAUGGCAGUAGUCCAAGCAGGAGAUAACCAGAGCAUUCACCACUCUGGCCAGACAGUCUGUGGGCAGGGAGGGUCUCAUCCUGCGUACCAGAUGGAACUGCCCUGGACACAGAACUGACCUGCGGCUCCAUGGACAGCUGUGAGUCCAAAAUGACUCCCAGGCUGCACACCUGAUCCUUCAGGGGCACAGUUGCCCCAUUCAGGACCAGCGAGCCCCCCACCCCCGCCUGCCCCCUGUCCCCCCAAAACAGUCCUUCUGUCUUGUCAGGAUUCAACCUCAAUCUGUUAGCUGCCAUCCAUCCUCCAACUGCCUCCAGACACUCACCCAGGACCUUCACCGGUUCUGAUUGGAAAGAGAGGUAGAGCUGGGUAUCAUCUGCAUACUGACAAGCCCCCAGCCCAAACCCCCUGAUGUAGGUUAGCUUAGCCAUUGCUCCAUCCUGCAGCAGUGAGUUCUGCAGUUCUCCUGGUUGGAAAUGUGUCCUUCGACUUCCUUGCCUGGGUGGAGGGAUGUGCAGAUGGAGUGAGCAGAGGCCUCUGGUUCAAAGGGGUGCCUUUUUGCCCUGGGAGGGGUCCGUCCGUCACCACAUGGCCCCCGAAAGCUUCCUUGCGAGCGGCGAAACGGCCCUCUGGGUCACCAAAGGUCACGGGGGGCCGAGGACAGGGAAGCCCUCUCCACUGGUCAUCCCUUCCCAGAUGAUCCCGGCCCACAAUGAAGCUUUUGUGUCCCGUUUGGGUGCCAGGAGGAGAAGCGAACCAGAAGGAAAACAAGGAGCGGCGUGUUUUGGGGGAGAAAGAGAUGGAGCAAUUUGCUCGGUUAUUUCCCCAGGCUGGUUCAAAGCUGCUUUCGGCAAUAAAUAAAACCCCACUGGUGUUGAGGGGACACCCCGGUGGGUCCCAUCGAAGGAGCCCACCCCCCCGGCCUUGUGCCCCCCACCCCACGACCCACUUCAAGACAGGCGUUGGGGAGACAGUGGGGUGAUUCUCUGCCCCGUCUGGGCUUGACGUGAGCCAGGGAAAGUGGCUGAAAGGGGGCCCUUUGUUCCCAGUCAGAUGGGUUUUGCGGGGGGGGGGGCGGCAGGGGCUGUGGGUGGGGGGGUCCUGUGGGUGCCCGGAGGAGGAAGACAAGGAUGCUGUCCCCAUGGAGGCACUCCUGCAUCGGGUACAGCCUGGCCAAGACAAGGUGGGUGCCAGCUCUCCUUUCCGUUUCCUGGAUUUUAUUCAGGGAUCCAGUGGCAGGGAGGUCAACAGGACCACGGCUGGAUAUGAGACACAGGGAGGGCCCACCGAAAGGGGCAGGAUGCUAUAGCACAGUUGCUGACAAGAGCAAGAAUGCCCCCGCUCAGAGGACGCCACCGGCUUGACCUUUUGCUGCCAGGCCAAGUUCAGCUGUUCCUCUUCUCUUUUAAAAUAAUAACAUUUUCUUUUCCCAUAUUGAAAGCUGCUCAACAGUUCCAUUCCUGUUCGACAAAACUAGCAACUUCUUCCCCCGAGUUACCCAGCCCCAACAUUUAUAACCUCAACGACAUACAAUUGCGUUUUAAGGUUUAUCUAAUUUCCUCUUCUCUGACACAUUUCUGCUGUUUUCUGCUUUUGGGAAAUAAACUUUUCUCAAUAGACCACAACGGCUUUCCCAGUCUUAUCUUUGAAAACGAAGAAAAUAAUUCCUAACGUACAAAAGUUGAAAUGAUAGAACAGGUUGGAAUUAACUUUCCAAGUGGCUGAGUCUGUUUUCCCCUGCUUUGAGCGACAAGGAAGGAGAUCCCGACUCAACGUCAGGAAGGACUUUCUGACAGUCAGAGCUGAUUGGGAUGGAAGGUGGUGGCCUCUCCUUCCUUGGAGGUUUUGAAGCAGAGGUCGGAUUGCCAUCUGUCCUGGAUGCUUUAGCUGAGAUUCCCUCAUUGCAGGGGGGUCAGACUGGAUGACCGCUGGGGUGUCCCUUCCGACUCGACGAUUCCCUUGAUGUCUGUAACACCUGUGGAUCUUGGCUCCCUGCCUCCUCCCUUCUCUUCCAAGUCCCUGGUGGGCCGCACGCUUUUUCUCUCACGGCGUCAUGGAAAUGGGCGCAGGGCCAGCAGGCGAGAGUGGCCCCGGCCGCUCCAGACACAGAGAGACAGCGGAGGCAGGCAGAGAGUGGGGUGGGCAGAUGGGAAGGAGGGGGCCGCCUCAGCGAGAGGGAUCACCGCUCCGUCCAAAUAUUGGGAUUAUUCCCCCAUAUGGGGCAGAUUCACAUGCACAUAUUUGUAACUAAGUCUGCCUUCAGGAAUUGCAGGGGGUCUAUAUGCUAGCCUAUGGAACUGCCUGCCACAAGACGAGAGGCGGCAGCCCCCAGCUUGGGCAGGGGGAAAGAGAGAGGCCCUCAGCGUGAGAAUAGGAGCCGGUUCCUAAAUUCAUGAAAACUGGGCCAUCUCCCGAGAGCUUCUCAUCUCUAGAAAUACAUAUAUAUCUGAGAUGAAAGCCUAGGAAGCAAUUUGUUUUGACUGGGUCAGGAGUCGGGAGCAGAGGGAGAAACAUCUGGAGAACUGCAGGCUUUGCCCCCCAUCCUGGCUUACGUAUGUCAUCUUUUGGGGGGAGAGAACGAGCUUUUUCACGUACGCAGCAGCAACAGAAAAUACAUGGAAUCCAACCGCUCUCGCUGUCGGCAGUCAGGAACUGGCAUUCGUGCUUAUGCGGGAAAAGUUAUGCCUUUUCUUUUUAAAAGGAAGAAUUAAAUUAAGCCAUAGGCUAGCGCACUGCAGCAGCAUCCUGCAAGACUCAUUUUCUUCUUUUCUUCUUUUGUUAACAUUUUAUUCAUUUUCAAAAAUAACAGAAAUAAAAACAACAAUGCAAAAUCAAAUCAAAAUAAAAUAAAUUGCAAGGCCCGUUUUCAACUCCCCAGCACUAGUCUCCCAGGGUGGUUGUGCCGAUUUGGGGAGAACCAGAGUCCUUUUCGUUGGGGAUAAUUCAGAUGUCAAAAAAAGGUUAUUUACGUCUGCCACUACUGCGGCCCAUGUUGUGUUAGCCCAAAAAUGGAAAACGAGCGAGAGCCCAACCAAAGAAGAAUGACAACUUGAGUCAGCAAAAUAUGUGUAGCUUGCAGACUUAACAUAUAGAAUAAGAGAACAAGAAGAACAUACAUUUAGCGAAGAGAUUGGAAAACGUUUAUUGAAUAUAUGGGGGAUAUUGUGUAUAUUUGAAAAUGCUGGCAGCAUUACGUUAAAUUCAACAGUGUAAAUAAGUUUUGAUGGAUGCAAUAAUGGAAUACUGAAUGGUUUAGUUUUUGUGAAAAUGGGCAGGGAUUUACGGCAUGCAAAACGAACCAUGGAAAGAGAAGAAGGAAAGUCAUUUUUAGGAUGUUUAAAUGAGUAUUCGAAAUUGUAAAACAGAAAAUUAUAUAUACCGUAUUUUUCCGUGUAUAACACAUCCCCAUGUAUAAGACGACCCCUAUUUUUCUUAACUCAAAAUUAAGAAAACGCACUAUGCACUAUUUGUCUUAUAGACGACCCCUGAUUUUAAACUUUGAAAAUUUAGGGGAAAAGAUAGUCUUAUACACGAAAAAAUACGGUAUAUAUAAAAUGAAAAUGGGGAGAUGUGUCUGUGCUGCCGGGAGCUCCUGGGAUGUAGAUGGAACAAUAGAGAAAUAGAUCAAAAGAGGUGUGCCUGCUAAAUUGUGGGACAAUCGUGGUGGGAAAUGGCAGGGGGUGGCUGUUGUUUCUUGUGCCUGACGCCCCUCUCUCCUCUCUUUCUCCCCCCAGUUUUGACCUCGAGAAUGGCUUCUCCCCUGGACGGACCCCUCUGGACGCCCAGACCCACCCUGGCCUGGGGCUGGUGCUGCAGGGGGCCACCCCCCACAGCCAGCGCCGCGAGUCCUUCCUCUACCGCUCGGACAGCGACUACGACCUCUCGCCCAAAGCCAUGUCCCGCAACUCCUCGGUCGCCAGCGACAUGUGAGCAUGCGCAGAGCGCCGGGCGCCAGGCAAUUCAAAGGCAACGCCCUGGGGGUGUUGGCAGUGUGGUUUCCGUGAGGGAAGGUGUAGCUGUCAGUCUGGCUGGGGUGAAAAACGCUUGGCAUUUUUGGAGAGGGUUUGGUGGGGGGAGGCAUAUGGAAAUUGAAUUCUGCUGGGUCGUCCCCCCAAAAAAAACCCCAGUAUUGAGCCGUAAGACUCACCCCAGGCUUUUUACAUUGGUGGAGGGCAAAACGCUCAAAGCAGUGAAUCUCCAGUUCCCUUGAAAAUAAAAAUAUAAUAAUAAUUUAUUAUUUCUACCUCGCCCAUCUGGCUGGGUUUCCCCAACCACUCUGGGCAGCUUCCAACAGAAGGUUAAAAAUAGAUUGAAACAUCAAUCAUUAAAAACUUCCCUAAAUAAUAAUCAUAAUAUUCCGCUGGUGGACCACUUAACAAAUUUGCAAAUCUGUUGUGGCAACUGCCAUCCAUCGCUCUAGAUCCAUUGUGGUUUUUCAACAUAUCUUCGUUGCUUCUUUUAUUUCUCCAUUUCGGCUUCUGCAUUACAAUUUGAAUCCCCUAGAAUUUUAUAGAAUUGGGAGUGUUCUUCCCAAGCAUCAGAGCGAAGUCUGAGGACCCCCGACCGCUUUCCGCAUGCGGGGAAAGGGCUCAGCGCCUUCUGCGAUGCCCAACGGAGGGCAGGAGGCCUCAAGCUUUGCUUGUUGAGGUCCUGCAACUCAUUUAUCUGUUUUUAAUCUGGAAAAUGCCAGGAGGAUUUGGUAGCCUACCUUGGAAGCAAACUCUUCCAAAAUGCAGCAAAAGUGUAAUUAAUCCGAACCAGCGCCCUCAUCUGUCCUGUUUGGGAUUAACAGGUUUUACCUCUUCUGUUGCAGGCAUGGAGAAGACUUGAUUGUCACUCCUUUUGCACAGGUAGGAAUCUCUUCAGGGUUGGGGUCUGCACUUGAGGGAAUGAGAGUGGGAGGAAAGGCUAGGAAUUAUUAAAGGUACAGGAACCCUGUGUGUGGUUUUUUGCAAUUACUGAAGGUGCAGGAGCCCUGCAGAUUUUUGCAAUUAUUAAAGGUACCCGAACCUGGAUGGUUUUUGCAAUUACUAAAGUACACGAGCCCUGCAAUUUUUUGCAAUUACUAAAGUACACGAGCCCUGCAGGUUUGUGGUUUGCAAUAGUUAAAGGGAUUAGCCAUGGCUGGCUGCAUCGGCGUGCAUGAGGGGGAGCAAACGUUGCAUGCAGCUGAUUCUGAAAGUACUUCCUUCCUUCCUUCCUUCCACCUCCUCCAGGUCCUGGCCAGCCUGCGGACGGUGCGCAGUAACUUCGCCAUCUUGACCCACCUGCAGGAACGCCUCAGCAGCAAGUGAGUGAGGGAGAGAGCUCUGCACCGACUGAAAGUGUGAGAUGGGGUAGUAAUUUGGAGAAAGGACAGGCCUUUUUCUCCUAAAGUAUACUGUAUCUUUCCAUGUAUAAGACUAUAUUUUUGCCCAGAUUUUUAAAGUUUAAAAUUGGGGGUCGUCUUACGCACAGAAUGUUGCAAUUAAUUAUUUCUUAAUUCCUUUGAGAAAUGUUUCAAAACCACUCUGGCAGGGGACCUGAUCACAAUCCCCUCUGCCGCCAAAUAUGACACUGGGGGCUCAGAGAUGCUCUGUCUCUUACAGGAGAGCGUCUGGAGUUCCCAACCUGCCGCCCACGUCUAAAGUCAACCUGCCAGGUGAGUUCCAUCUGGGCCCUGUCAAUUUCUUGGGUGGGGGGGAAGGUGCCCACAGGGAAAUGUGGGUUUGCACAACGGAAAGCCUUCUGUCAUCCUCGCGCCAGAAUUCCCCUUUAAGAAACCCUACAAGGAAUUUUUUUGCAAUUAGGAAAGGUGCAGGGAAGCAAAAUGUGGGGUGAGCAGACAACUAAACACACCGACUCUUGGAACCAGGAAUAGCCAGACCCCUAAGUGUAGGACCUGAACUCCGUGAAUUUGUCUCAUCCUCUUUGGAAGCCCCCUAGAUUGACGGCCGUCAUCCCCUCCUGGGGGAGCCAGUUGUAUUUUAUUUGUGAAGAAUAUUCCCCCUUUUAAAAAAGAUUUUAGUCAUAAUUUUUCCACAAAACCAAUGAAAGAAGUUGACUCACAUCAGUUCACAGUUGGAUCCCUGAAGGCAGACUUAGUUACAAAGAUGUACAUGUGGAUCUGCCCCAUAUGGGGGGAUAAUCCCAGUGCUUCUAGGAGCUAGCAGAGCAGUCCUAGCUAGAAGCGGGUCAAACGAAGAAGGAAGUCAAAGAGAGAGAAUUGCUGUGUGACUCGUCCUUUUAUUACCUGGACAGGUAAGGUCACAUGCAAAAGGAAGGAUGCUCCAGCCAGGAGGAACAGGAAGUUUCGACCGGCUGGACCAAACAUUCCCUCGCAUGUCUUCUCUAGCAUUGCAAGGAAUGUUGUACUUGACUGCCUCUCAUGGAUCACAUCCCACAAUUUAUACAUUUUAGCUCAUUUACUCGGCGUCAGGUGUGAAAGAAGGAUAUUCCCAGCCCCAUCGGGAGACGCCAGCAGGAACCGAACCUGGGACAUUCUGCAUCCAAAGCAGGCUCUCUAAGCGCGAGGCUGUGGUCCUGUUAAAUUGGGGUCAUGCGUGUUUUAAAACAUGCAGAGCCUGAGGAGAGGUGGCGAGGUCUGUGACUGUCAAUCAAAGCAUCUUGGAGAUUCACUGGGUCCGUGGCAGAGGGUGGGGGGUCAUAUCCCGGUUCCCAGGGCCUUCCCGUCUCCUCCCUGCUCUGCACAAAGCAUCUGCAGUCCGCUUACGACCCGGGAAGUUCCUUCCUCCCUCCCUCUCCUGCUUUCUUCCUCUCUCUCUUUCUCUUUUCUAAUGCCACCUCUGCGGCUAUAGCCUCCGAUUGACGUCAGUUCUUUCAUUAUUCAAAAACUCUCUGCUUUUCGCUUCUUCCCCUGUCUCUGCCUCCGGGCCUGCCUCCUUCUCUCUCUCCACCAUGCCACCCUGACUGCCUGUUCCCUGCCUGUAUUCCCCCUUUGCCCGACCUCUGGCAUCGAGGAAACUCGUGAGCCGGGAGGUGUAGAAGCCACAAAUGCACACAAACGCACAGAUACACAAGACUCGGGCCAAAGGAAGAGCUUCUGCAAACGAGGCAGAUGUAGACAUGGCUGCUUGGAGAGAUUCCAAAGCGGGCACCAUGGCUAGGCUCACUGCUGGGGGCAGGAAAUGCCUCUGGGUAGGAGAUGGGAAUCUCCUGCCUCAAACCCUGGAGAGAUGCUGCCUGCCCGUGUAAACAACACUGAGCUAAGUGGACCAAUUCUCCUCCUGUUUAAACCAGCCCUUUAUUUGGACUGGUGAAAUGAUCGCGGUGAUGGAGCAGCUGCUUUGAAUGUGGAAGGUCUCACCGGGGGGCACCCAAGGGUCAUCCAACCCCCUGCAAUGCAGGCUCAGCCCCUGGCGACAGCCUCUCCAUGCUGGGCAUGUCCCCUCGAGAGCUGCUGGCGCUCAGUGCAGACAGGAUUGUGCCUCUUGCCUCUCCGCAGAAGAUGCUUCCCAAAAGCUGGCCGUGGAGACCCUGGAGGAGCUGGACUGGUGCUUGGACCAGCUGGAGACAUUGCAGACGAGGCAUUCGGUCAGCGAGAUGGCCUCCAACAAGGUAAGGCGCCCGGGUCAGGGUGGGACCCCCAGCCCCAAGGGACAAGGGUCAACCUCAAUCCGUUAGCCGCCGUCCUGGAUGGCAUCUGGCCUGGCAGAAGAGGAUGCUUGAGCAGCAGGUGGGUCAGAUCCAGCAACCAGCCUCGGUUUAUGUUCUUUUUGCAAAGCCAGGGAUGGAGAAUAAAUAAAGCGUUGGGAAGCUUGUCUCUCUGCCAGCUGCUUGUCUCUGGACACACACGAGAGGGGGGAGAGAGAGAGCUGGUUCCCUGCAGGUGGGCAAUUUAGCCUCCUCCCAAUGCCCGCCUUGCCCACCCAAAGGCAGCUCCAAAGCAGGGCCGGAUUUAGGUUUGAUGGGGCCCUCAGUUCCUGAAGGCAAUGGGGCCCUUUCUAUGUCCAGCUGUCCUUUGUCAACAACAAAUUGCCACUCUUUUUUGUGUUGAAUAGAUGCUAGAUGGUCAGUGAUGGACCUCAUAGGCAUCUCAAGCCACUUACACAUCACAAAUAGGAGCCUACACAACACAAAACACUGUUGCUGGAUGUAGAUUUUGUUUUAUUGGUUUUUUAUCUUAUAUUUUGGAAAUGUACAUCCAGGCAUUUUUCCCUUUACAUUUUUUUGUGUGGCCCCAAGAGAGUGGGGCCCUAAGCUAGAGCUUGUUUAGCUUCUACGUCAAUCCGGCACUGGGACUGAUCCAGCAACCAGCCUCUGUUUAUGUUCUUUUUGCAAAGCCGGGGAUGGAGAAUAAAGAAAGUGUUGGGAAGCUGUCUCUGUGCCAGCUGCUUGUCUCUGGACACACACGAGAGGGGGGAGAGAGAGAGCUUGUCCCCUGUGGCAGCUGAGCCCCCUCCCAAUGCCCACCUUGCCCCCCGAAGUCUUGCCCGCUUCUUCCGUCGUCCUCCUUCUCCCCGUGCGCGCCUUGCAGCUGCGUCUGGGUACCACCGCGCCGUAGCAGCAUCCCCAGGCUCCCGCCAGCCAAUCGGGAGGCGGAACGGGCUCCUGCCCCUCUGCCCGCGGCUUCUGAUUGGGCGGCCGCCGAGAGAACAGCUCACCUGGCGCAUCCCUCCAGCUCGGUGAUGCAGGGGGACCCCCGUCGCCAGCGCUUCCUCCUCGCCUCCUCGCUUUGCAGAGAAACCCCCUUUUCUUUCUUUCUUUUUGCGGGGCUUUUUUUGAGAGGGAGAGAUUUCUUUCCUCCUCCCUUUUUGGGGGUUUGGGGCUCAGGCCCCCAGUCCAUGCAGCUCCGUGGCCUGGCUCCUGCGGGGCAGGUGGCGGUGCGCUUCGGAGGAAGAGAGGAGGGUCGGCUUGCGAGCAGCAGCGCGCUGGGCAGGCGGGGGACUGGGGACGGUGCGAUGCCCGACGCCAGCCCCCCAGGGUUGCUCGUGUUCCAAGACCCCAUCGCCCAGGUAAGCGGAGCACAGGUGCCCCUUCCAAAGGUUGGCAAGCGAGGGGGCAGCAGCAGUGGGGACUUUUGUUCUGCUGCAAAGGUUUGGCACGGUUUUUGUUUUUAAAAUGGGUGUGCGCCCCCACCCCCCAGCCAGGGUGUGUGUGUGAAUGCAUGCUUGAUCUGUGAAACUCGCCAUCUCAGAAUGUGUGAGUGUGUUUUUUUAAUUAUUUAAUUUGUUUAUUUUUUUUUAAAAAAAACAAUUUUCAUUGAAUUUACCAUUUUUAUCAUCGUCGCAAUCAUUAUUUCAAGAACAAAAUACCUUAUAAAUCCUCAAACACCCCCCCCCCCCGUGACUUCCCUCAACUUCCCUUUCUGGUUUUUUGGCAUAUUAUCUCUCCCUGCUCAUUGGUUAUUUCUUAUUCUUUAAUUUUGUUGUUGUUGUUGUUUAGUCGUUUAGUCGUGUCCGCCUCCUCGUGACCCCCUGGACCAGAGCACGCCAGGCCCUCCUGUCUUCCACUGCCUCCCGCAGCUUGGUCAAACUCAUGCUGGUCGCUUCGAGAACACUGUCCCACCAUCUUGUCCUCUGUCGUCCCCUUCUCCUUGCGCCCUCCAUCUUUCCCAACAUCAGGAUCUUUUCCAGGGAGUCUUCUCUUCUCAUGAGGUAGCCAAAGUUUGGAGCCUCAGCUUCAGGAUCUGUCCUUCCAGUGAGCACUCAGGGCUGAUUUCUUUCAGAAUGGAGAGGUUGGAUCUUCUUGCAGUCCAUGGGACUCUCAAGAGUCUCCUCCAGCACCAGAAUUCAAAAGCAUCAAUUCUUCGGCGAUCAGCCUUCUUUAUGGUCCAGCUCUCACUUCCAUACAUCACUACUGGGAAAACCAGAGCUUGAACUAUACGGGCCUUAAAUAAUAAUUCUUCUUCUCUUAUCAUUUUAACAUCCUGUUUCUCUUUCUACAUUUGUUUUGUUAAUUGCAAUCUUGAGUCAAACCCUGCAAGUGAGUCCAUUCCUUUACAAUGAUUCUGUAAAUAUGACAUAAAUGGUUCCCAGCUCAUGAGGACUGGAAGCUUGCUUUGUUUUUAAGGACUAGCUUAGUGGUGGAGCAAACUGCCCUGCAGGUUGGAUCCCCAAUGGCACCUCCAGGUAGGGGUGGGAAAGUAUUUCAAAUGUCAAAAAAAAAAGAAACCCUUUCAAACCUUGCAUUUGGGGGGGAUGACGACACCCUAAAUCUCAAAGUCUUGCUAAUGCUUUUUAAGGAUUUCAAUAUUUACCGAUCUCCCUAGUGAAUCCAACAGCACCCAUUGUUGCAAAUGCUUUAAAUAUCACUACAACUGGAAUAUAUAUCCAUCGUUUUGCAAGCUGCCCCGAUUAUGGAAUCCCUCCUGCCCGCCCCCCAGCCUCCACCAUGUUUCAUAAAAUUGUUUUGCCUUGACUCAUUUCUGCGUGUGCUGCAGCUGGCAUCCCGUAAUUGCAACUUUUAUGGGUCUCCUGCAGUUCUUGGGACUUCUGAGAGACCCUCCCCACCUCGUAUUCCCUGCUCGCUUUUUACGAGGAGCUGAGAGGUGUUGCCAUUCACUUCCUUACACGUCACCCCAAAUCGCUGAGCUACGAAAGACUCAGGGGGCCCCAGGCAUUUGGAACGAAAAGAGUCAGAGACUGCUGACUUUGGGAUAGAGGGUUUUAUUUGCUCCUCUGUACAACCUGAGCAUACAGAGGACAGAGGCUCACAGCAUCAAGACCCCCAACAGAUCUUGCUUUGGAUCCAGCACAGAGCAAGAGGGUCUCUGUGUCUCCAGCUUCCAGCUCAGCUCACACCCAAAAACUUUGGCUCAUGUUCUCCUACCUAGCAGCUAGGCGGGGGGGGGGGCAGAAAAAGAGCCCCACCCCUUAGCCUGGAGGGCCCCCACAUUUGGUUGCAGCUCCUGCCACCUGACUCGCUCUGUUGGGGUGCUGAUGAGGACACUCAAAUGCAGGGCUAAGCUCCUGAAGCUAAUGGGGCCCUUUCUAUGUCCAGCUGUCCUUUGUCCACAACAAAUUGCCACUGUUUUUUGUGUUGAAUAGAUGCUAUAUGGUCAUUUAUGGACCUAAUAGGUAUCUCAGCUCUAUGCACUUGUCAAAGGUCAGGUUAGUUCUACGGGGAGAGGAAUCGCAGCUAUCCUGGAAGAUCUUUUCCUCCAGAUCAAUUGUGGGGGACCUGCACCCCUUCAGAUGUUGCUGCACUCCAGCUCUCAUCCCCAGGCAGCGUGGACUAGUGGUCGGAGUUGCGUACCAACGUAGACUUGCCACGGACAAAUUCAAUGAUAUUUGGAAUUGGUUUUUAUAAAUACCGUAUUAGGUUAAGGUCUGGUUACCUACAAUAACAUAUUUUUGGGGUGUAAUGUGUACAUUUUUGUUGUUGUUCUGUUUUGUUUUCUACGUGGGUGCUAUUUUCUUAUCUUCUUUUGUGUCUUAUCUUACUCUGUGCACUUGUAAUCUUAAUAAUAAUAAUAAUAAUAAUAAUAUAUUUAUACCCUGCCCAUCUAGCUGGGUUUCCCCAGCCACUCUGGGCUGCUUCCAACAAAAGAUUACAAAUACAUUAAACAUCAGUCAUUAAAAACUUCUCUAAACAGGGAAUAAAGAGAAGAUACAGUGAUACCUUGGUUUCCGAACAUCUCAGAAGUCGAACGUUUCAGUUUCCAAACGCCCAAACCCCGGAAGCAGAUGCUUCCAUUUCCCACAUUUUCUCAUUUGAAAUUGCAGACAGCCCUCUGUGCCUCGGUUUUCCAACGUUUUGGAAGUCGGACGGUCUUCCGGAAUGGAUUGUGUUUGAAAAUCGAGGGACCACUGUAUAUAUAUUUUUAAAAAGGAUGGUGGAGUCAAGCCACAUCUAGAAUGGAUUGCUGUGUCCCAUCUGCCCAGAGGCAUCUCGCUGCCUCCCAGAACCCUUUCCUAUUGGGUCAUGAGGACUAGGAGCAAUUCUCCCCACUUGCCAAAACUCUCAUCCCCUUGAAAACACAGCUCUUAACUUUCAGCGCGAUGCAAAUUCUCCUGCAGCAGAGGCUGCCUGUGAGUUGCUCCUUUGAGUUAUUGAACUAUUUCCUGCUCUCUCCCCGCAGUUCAAAAGGAUGCUGAAUCGGGAACUGACCCACCUCUCCGAAACCAGCCGCUCCGGAAACCAAGUGUCGGAGUACAUCAGCAGCACUUUCUUGGGUGAGUCCCCCAAGGCAGCGCAAUGGGGAGAUGGAGAAGAGAAGGUUUGGGGUGGAAGGAUCACUUGCCUGCAAAAAGGGGAGCGCACUUACCUUUCUCCUUUCCUGCCUGGCCUCGGUGCUGAUCAUGCCCAGGUUGUGGGUUCAAGCUGCACUCUUCAGCAGCCUGUUCACACUCUAAACUCCUUUUGAGAGGCAAACUGUCCAUAGCUUAAGGUAAAGGGACCCCUGACCAUUAGGUCCAGUCGUGGCCGACUCUGGGGUUGCAGCGCUCAUCUCACUUUACUGGCCGAGGGAGCCGGCGUACAGCUUCCGGGUCAUGUGGCCAGCAGGACUAAGCUGCUUCUGGCGAACCAGAGCAGCGCACAGAAACGCCCUUUACCUUCCCGCCGGAGUGGUACCUAUUUAUCUACUUGCACUUUGUGCUUUCGAACUGCUAGGUUGGCAGGAGCAGCGACCGAGCAAUGGGAGCUCACCCCGUCAUUGUGGGGAUUCGAACCACCGACGUUCUGAUCAGCAAGUCCUAGGCUUUGUGGUUUAACCCACAGCACCAUCCGCGUCCCCUGUCCAUAGCUUAGUGGUAGUGCGAUUCCCAGGUCAGGCUGGGAGAGGUUCUCGUACCCGAAACCCCGAGGAGUUGCUGCCAUUCAGUGCAGACAGUGCUGAGCGACAGGGACGAGUGCCAGAUUUAUGUAUAAGCUAAUCAAGCUCUAGCUUAGGGCCCCACUCUCUUCACUCUCUUGGGGUCCCCCCAAAAAAUUAAAGGGGGAAAAAACUGAAUGUACAUUUCCACAAUAUAAGAUAAAAAACAAAUACAAUAAAACCUACAUCCAGCAACCGUGUUUUGUGUUGUGUCGGCUCCUCGGAUGUAAGUCAUGGGCCUCGCCUGCUCCCUCAAAUAUCCCUGCUUUGCCCCUUUCUAUAUAUAGGGUGCCAACAUUCUGCAUGGACUGGUUGCAGGGCAACAUGCGCAAAUGGCUUGAGAUACCUAUUCGGUCCAUCAAUGACCAUAUAGCACAGGCAUCCCCAAACUCGGCUCUCCAGAUGUUUUGGGACUACAACUCCCAUCAUCCCUAGCUAACAGGACCAGUGGUCAGGGAUGAUGGGAACUGUAGUCCCAAAACAUCUGGAGUGCUGAGUUUGCCUAUGUCUGAUAUAGCAUCUAUUCAACACCUAUUGGGCUCCAACUACCAACCCUGGAUGAGAUCUUCACGUCUCGCACUUUGAAGAAGUCACACAAUAUCCUGAGAGAUCCCACCCAUCCUGCUCACAACUUCUUUGAACUGUUGCCUUCGGGCAGAAGAUAUAGGACAAUGAAAACACGAACCACACGCCUUCUGAAUAGUUUCUAUCCAAGAGCUCUGAUUGCACUAAAUAAUGAUCUCAGGGCCAGUUGCAAGGAAUAGCAAGCAGGGAGUAGGAAGGAAUGAGACAGGUUUUUAGGUUAUGUUAUGCUUUUAAUAGGUUAUGUUACAUUCUGGAGUAUGAUAUGUUUUUAUAGAUUAUGUCUGAAUAGGAUGAGAGUGUUGGAGAUACGUGCAAAUGUGUAUGUGAACCCGGUCUUCGAGUGGGUGUUUGAUUUUCGUUGUUGUGUAUACUGUGUAUAUACGGACAAUGACAAUAAAAUUCAUCUAUCUAUCUAAAAAACAGUGACAAUUUGUUGUGGACAAAGGACAACUGGACAUAGAAAGGGCCCCAUUACCUUCAGGAACUGAGGGCCUCACCAAACCUAAAUCUGGCCCUGACAGGGACCAAUGGUCCAACUCUGUAAAAGGUAGUUUACUAUGUAAAUUAUUAGGAACCAUGAAGACUAGCACCUCCAGUAACCGAGGUCCUGUUUGUGGGCUUCCCAUCGCGCUGGCCACCUUCUUACAUUUCGAUAUCCGCUUUUUAAAAAUUAAAACAUCGGCGCUGGAUUUAAAACACAGUGCAGGAAAACAAGUGUGUGUGUGUGUGCAUGUAUACACACACACACACACACACACACACACACACACACACACAGCGAGUGUUAAGCCAGAGGUUCCCUUCCUCUGUGUCUGUGCGUUUGUGACGGAGGCAAGAGCGAGAAGAAGACUCUCGGGGUGAGGUGGGGAGAGAGUCUGCUCUCUGGAAACAUCACUUUGGGGAGAGGACCGGCAUUCCAGCACGCAGCAUCUCCCGUUGCCAUGGUGUCGGUAAUAUUAUUAGCCUCCUCUGACGUCAAUCCUUGCGUGCCUCGGGAAUAUUGGGGCGGGGGUCUCCCUCGGAACAGCGGGAGACUCGUGCGAGGGGCUGGGCGGGAGGGGGAUAUUUGACAUGGGCCGCCUUUGCUGUGUCCUCCAGAGACGAUGCUCCAGAAAUGGACCAGCCAGGGCCCUUUUGAAAGUGGGGGCUUUAAAAAGAGAAGGGGAUUGGGCAAGCAGGGCUAGAGUCGAGGAGGAGAACGAGGAAAGCCGGUUCUCUCUCCUUCCUCUUAUCAUCCCCUGUGCCAAGUCACAGACUGUAAGCUCCUUGCGGCAGGGACCUGUUUUCUUUGGGCUUCGGAAAGCUUAAUGCAAAUCUUCGCCUUGUGGAUAAUUUAUUGGGGGGGCUGUUUGUCGCUUCUGAUGAGGUUUUAUUUCAUCCUGCCUGUGGGAAACUGCUCUCCACACCCCAAAGAAAGUUCUAGUGUGCUUUGUUUCAUAGUGGGCAGCCGAGAGGGUCGUCCCUCGACCCCACCGGAAGUGGCACAUCCCAGAGUCAAUUUACACCAGUAUUUUAAUAAUAAUAAUAAUAAUAAUAAUAAUAAUAAUAAUAAUUUAUUAUUUACACCCCACCCAUCUGGCUGGGUUUCCCCAGCCACUCGGGGCAGCGUCCAACAAAAUAUUUAAAAUGCCAUUUUUAAAUAAAAAAAAUCAGACAUUUUUCUUUCAAUGAACGGCAUGCAGUGAAUUUUAUAUCCAUCCCCCUGCCUGUUUCAGACAAGCAGCAUGAGGUGGAGAUCCCAACCCUGGUCCCUAAGGAGAAGGACAAAGAGAAGAAGAAGAAGAAGCUGCCGAUGUCACAGAUCAGCGGUGUGAAGAAACUGACCCAUGGAUCCAGCUUCCGCUGCGUGGCCGCCAUCCCUCGCUUCGGAGUCAAGACGGAGAAGGAGGGUCUGCUGGCCAGGGUGAGGAAGAGGGCAGAUGUGGGGCUUGGGGAACAAUGGUUCCCGGUUCCAGGAAGCUGGGUGCGGAUCCGAUUGUUAUAAGAAAAAACACUGCUCCUUUUGGGUACCCAAGAGUCCAUCUAGAGUCCUUAUGAAGGUUCUCUAUUGGUAGGAGAAAAUAACAGAGGCCAAGCAGAGAAUAUUGAGAAGCAAAGCGGCUAGUGAGCCUGAUCUUUAUUAACUGUUGCAACAGGGUCCUCACUCCCCACAUGCAGGAGGGAGGAGGAACCCAGAACAGUGGUGCGCAAGCUCUUAUAUAGACUCCUGAAACUGCCCACCCUGUAGCCCAAGACCACCCCCAAAUACAUCAGACAGACAUCACAGAAAGAGGUGAUCUCCACAGAGCUCUGACAACCCUGCCCUCUCUUCCUUAGGAACUGGAAGACGUGAACAAGUGGGGCCUGGACGUCUUCAAGAUUUCUGAGUAUUCUGGCCACCGCCCUUUGACAGUCGUCAUGUACAGCAUCUUCCAGGUGAGAGGGUGCCCUGGGAGACGGGUGCUUGGAGUUUGAUGGGGGGAGGCAGUGGGGACCUGUACCAGCCACCCUCUCCCCUAAUAAUUUAUUCUUUAUACCCCACUCAUUUGGCUGGGUUCCCCCAGCCACUCUGGGCAGCUUCCAACAAAAUAUUAAAAUACAACAAUCAAAUAUUAAAAGCUUCCCUGAACAGGGCUGCCUUCAGAUGUCUUCUAAAAGUCAGAUAGUUGUUUAUUUCUUUGACAUCUGAUGGGAGGGCGCCACUACUGUAAUCGAUUUGGAUCAUCAUAAAAGAUGCGGGAGGAAAUGAUUCAUAAUAGGACCCACAAAGGGGAGGAUGGAAUUCCAGGAGAUUCCUUGGAAUCUUGUUUUGAUGAUUCAUGUUUGAUAUAUCUCUGUAAAAUUUGAAAAACCAAAUAAAUAAAUUUAAAAGGGGAGAAAAAGAAAGAAGUCCUUCCUUUCAUCUGCCCCAAAUCUCCCGACAUUCAGCCCAUGAAUGUGCGCAAUUUAAUUGACACCUGUCACAUAGCCUCUCACUUGCUGAAAAGUCUCAGGCCAUGGUGGGGGACAGAAUGAGAGGCCCCAGGCUCCCUGCAUAGAGACCCCGUUUUGAGACCCCCACCACGCUUUUAAAAAAGUGCUUUUUAAACGACCGACAAGUCAGGGGCGCCUUCUUCUGCACCCUUCGCCCUGCAGGAAAGAGACUUGCUGAAAUCCUUCCAAAUCCCUGCCGACACCUUCAUCACCUUCAUGAUGACCUUGGAGGACCACUACCACGCGGAUGUGGCCUACCACAACAACAUCCACGCGGCCGACGUGGCCCAGUCCACCCACGUCCUGCUCUCCAUGCCGGCUCUGGAGGUGAAGAGGGAAUUCUGGGGAAGGCGGGGAGGAGAAGAGUUUGGGGGUCGCGCAACAGAACCCUGAUGGCCUUUUUAGCUUGUGGCUCGCAGUAUCAUAGAACUAUAGGGUUGGAAGGGACCCUGAGGGUCAUCCAGUCCAACCCUCUGCAAUGCCGGAAUCUCAGCUUAAGCAUCCACAGUGAAUCUCUAGUGGCAGAGAGUUCCACAGGACUGGGCUGAUGACACUAAAGCCUCGGUUGCUCAUUGCUUGUCAACUUGGGGAAUGGUUUAUAUUGCAGGCUACCCUGCGGUCCUCGGAUGAAGGGUGCUGUAGAUAAAUACAAUAAAAUAAAUGAGCAACAGCACUCCGGCAGUUGUUCAUGGGCUUGUGAAUGAAUAGGAAGACCUUGAACCAGGCUCCGUAGUUGAUUCCCCCAUCAGAAAACAGGCUGCCACAUUCUGCCCGAGCCUUGCAGUAAUCCGGCCUUGAGGACCACAGUGGUCACUUGCCUCCUGGCCGUGCCAAUGCCCAGCCUGGCUCCCAGUUUGAGUUCUGCUCACCCCAUCAUUAGCUUUGUCCUCCUCACUUUCCUCCCCUUUUUGUCUCCCCUCCAUCUGCUCGCUCCAGGCCGUCUUCACCGACUUGGAGAUUUUGGCCGCCAUCUUUGCGGCCGCCAUCCAUGACGUUGACCACCCCGGGGUCUCCAACCAGUUCCUGAUCAACACCAGUGAGUAGGCCGUGUCGGCUGAUUGGGGGCAAUUCUCGUCUUUCCAGCUGUUCCAGAGAACGUCUCCUCCUGUCCUUCCUUCCUUUACCUGGGGCAAAGUGGGGUUUGCCCCACUUUGCAUAGGACAUCCCAAAGUGAAGUGCAAAAAGCGAUAACAAGAAGUGAAACAAGAGGAUAGGAUGCUGGACUAGGAAAAGGGCCUCUUGUAGCCUGAUAGUUGUGCAAAUGUGUGGGAUGUGAUCCAUGAGAGGCAGUCAAGUACAACAUUCCUUGCAAUGCUAGAGAAGACAUGCGAGGGAAUGUUUGGUCCAGCCGGUCGAAACUACCUGUUCCUCCUGGCUGGAGCAUCCUUCCUUUUGCAUGUGAUCGAAGAUGGGCAUGACCUCACCUGCCCAGGUAACAAAAGGACGAGUCACGCAUCACCCUUCCCUCUUUUUGACUUCCUUCUUCGUUUGACCAGCUUUUAGCUAGGACUGCUCUGCUAGCUCUCAGAAGCACUGGGAUUAUUCCCCCAUAUGGGGCAGAUCCGCAUGUACAUAUUUGUAACUAUGUCUGCCUUCAGGGAUCCAACUAUGAACCAACUUCUUUCAUUGACUUUGAAUAAGAUUGUGGAGGCUUUAUUCUUUUAAGAGGGAUUCAAGGGAAUUUACCAGGAACGCACAAUUCAAUCUGAGACAGAUUGAAUUGUAUAAUAGUGAGAGGCUCACACGAGCCUGCAACCAGCUAUCCGCUGUGCAUGUGAAAGGGGAAUGUAACUCGGCUACAUAAAGGAACUUGCUAGCGUAAGUUAGGAAGGAUAUGAAUAAACAAUAUAUCCUCUCCUGCCACCCGGAACAUUCCCACAAAAUGUUGGUUGGCUGCUUCAAGCCCCUAUGCGAAGCUGCUCCCUUACUCUCUUUCUCAGCCACAUGUAUGCCCUCCUCGGAUCCGGAGGCAUCACCUGUCAAACUGACCACCCUUUUCCCGUCCCUAGAUUCGGAGCUGGCGCUGAUGUACAACGAUGCGUCGGUACUUGAGAACCACCACCUGGCCGUGGGCUUCAAGCUCCUGCAAGAGGAAAACUGCGACAUCUUCCAGAACAUCUCCAAGAAGCAAAGGCAGUCUCUUCGCAAGAUGGCCAUCGACAUGGUGAGGAGCUCAGGGCUUAGCUUAUUUGGGGGGCUGCUGUUUUGUUUAAUAUUGCUUAUUUUGUUCGCUAGAUUAUAAACGCCGUGUUUAUUUGCUAAUCAAAUAAUAUGGCUUUUCCUUUAGUUGUGAUGUUUGGCUUCUUUUUUAGUUGUUGUCUUGUUCUCAGUGUUUUAUAGACUGCAAUUGUUUCACUGCUGAUUUGCUGUAUUUGUGAUGUUCUAAUAUGUUUUAUCACGUUGUUAUUAUUUGUUGUUUGCAAGCCGCUUUGGGAUUAAUCUGAAUGGAAAAUGGCAUAGAAUAAAAUCCUCCCCCCCCCCAUGGUUUCUGGUCUCAGGUCCUGGCAACAGAUAUGUCCAAACACAUGAACCUUCUGGCUGAUCUGAAGACCAUGGUAGAGACCAAGAAGGUCACCAGUUUGGGGGUCUUGCUUUUGGACAACUACUCCGACCGCAUUCAGGUGAAACUUCUUUUGGAGGGGACAGGGGUUCGAUGAUCCUUCAGGGGGAGGGCAACCCCAUCCAGGGCAGGGAACUGACCCAUUUCUCAGACACACGAACUUGGCAGGAUUCGAGCUCAGCUCACUUUUGCUCAUCCAUCCUGCCACUGCAUCCCAUUAAAUUUGUAGCUCGGCAGUGUGAAUCCAAGAUUAAAAUCAGGAUAUAAUUUUAUACAACAUAAUAUAUCAUCACAGGGGAGUCUGCUGCCCACCAGGCAGACUCCUCCAUCGGUGUCAUGGGCAUGAUAAUAAUAAUAAUAAUAAUAAUAAUAAUAAUAAUAAUAAUAAUAAUAUUUUUUUUAUACCCCACCCAUCUGGCUGGGUUUCCUCAGCCACUCUGGAUGGCUUCCAACAAAAAAUUAAAAAUACAUUAAAACAUCAGUUGUUAAAAACUUCCCUAAACAAGGCUGCCUUCAGAUGUCUUCUAAACAUCAGAUAGUUGUUUAUUUCUUUGACAUCUGAUGGGAGGGUGUUCCACAGGGCGGGCGCCACCACCGAGAAGGCCCUCUGCCUGGUUCCCGGUAACCUCACUUCUCGCAGGGAGGGAACCGCCAGAAGGCCCUUGGGAGGUGGACCCCGGUGUCCGGGGUGGAGACGCUCCUUCAGGUCUACUGGGCCGUUUAGGGCUUUCAAGGUCAGCACCAACACUUUGAAUUGUGCUCGGUCCAAUACGUUCCUCCAAAUGUCCCCGAGGGUUCACGCUUGACAGCGACUCAUAUCUGCCCUUCCAGGUGCUGCAGAACAUCGUUCACUGCGCAGACCUCAGCAACCCGACCAAACCCCUGGAGCUGUACCGCCAGUGGACGGACCGGAUCAUGGUGGAAUUCUUCCACCAGGGAGACCGGGAGCGGGAGAAGGGCAUGGAGAUCAGCCCCAUGUGCGACAAGCACAACGCCUCCAUAGAGAAGUCCCAGGUGGGUGCGCCAAGGAGGGCUUGUCGAUGGGUUGGGGGGGAGCACCCUCCAAGGAGGAGCCACACCUGCAAACGAGGGGGCUUCCUGUGGAAAUACACUGUCUUUCGAGUUACAGCUUCAUCUCCCUACACAAUUGUGAGCGUUUUGUGGGUUUCCGAUGCCGAAUGUAUGUUCAAAUAUUUCUCGCUGUCCGCUUUCUGUGACCAUUCACCAAACUUUCAGCUUGCACCUUGUAGGAUUCCCUUUUGGAGGGGCCACAGACAUCUUCUGCAUCUGGUUUCCUAAUUUAUUUUAUUUAAUGUUUUGACCCAACGUGGACAGCUUUUUCCCUUUUCUUGUUUUAAGGAGAGUGGGCGGCGCCUCCGGUCCAUUUCUGAGUUUUGCCAGCUGGUUUCCAGUCACACCUUGUAUUUAUCUGAGCCGGCUGCAAAAAUGCAUUCUGUUAUUUUACUUUCUGAGUUGAGACUGGCGUCCCCGGAAGCGAAGGAUGUUCCUUGCUUCUGCACCACUUUGUGCUGUGUGUCCUCUCAGCCCCUGUCUUUGUCUCCCUUCUGGCAGGUGGGAUUCAUCGACUACAUCGCUCACCCGCUCUGGGAAACCUGGGCUGACCUCGUCCACCCGGACGCCCAGGAGAUCUUGGACACCCUCGAAGACAACCGCGAAUGGUACCAGAGUAUGAUCCCGCACAGCCCCCCGCCGCCCCCCGACGGGCUGGCGUCCGAGAAAGGAGCCCCUGACAAGUUCCAGUUCCAGCUCACGUUGGAAGAGGAAGACGGAGAGGAGUCAGGCGCCGAGAGCCCCCUGGAAGAAGACCACAGCGAGGCGAAAACCCCAGGGACCACCGAUGACUCAGAGUCGGCCCCCGAGCCUCUGGCGUCCCCCAUGGACAAGCAGGGCAGCCCCCCAAGGAACGUCCUGGCGAUGCAGAACUUUGAUAACCGGAGGACACUCUUGCAGAGUGACGGGGGCUCUGCCACGGGGGCCACCACCAAAAGGAGGACAAGCGAGGCCGGUCUUGAUCAAGAAGGGAAUAUCACCUUCCUGCCCCUUGGGACGUAAUGGGGGCAGUGGGGUUGGGGAAAAGGCACUGUUGUCGCCCCAUCUUGGCGGCGUCACGGGGUGGGUGUGUCUUGAAAGGCCUCUCCGCCGCCGGAAAAGGUCCACCAUGGUGGUUUCCUUGCCCUCUUCCCGAGAAAACUAUGGAAGAACGCCAACGGCGGGCGUGUGCCCAGGGGCAGAAGGCCACGCCUCGCCCCUCCUGUCUUCCUCCCAGCAUUUUCCGCCCAUGGAGCCCGGGUUGUGCCACAAGCCCAGCUGUGGGGAGAAAUCUUCCCCCUUCCUCCUGGGACCUGCGGGGUUCCGAUGGGGACUGAGCCCAUGGGAGAAGAGGAUCCAUGGGCGACCGCAAGCUUUGUGGGCAGAGGGUCACGAGUUUCGUCCCUGACAACUCCCGUUUUUUUGUUUUUUAAAAAAUGAUUUUGGGUAACCUUGCCGGGCUGAGAAAAGGCCUUUCUCCCCGUCUGUGGGACUGACUUUGAGGAUCCGUUGGGGGUCAGUCUAAACACAUAUGAACCGCCCGACUUGCAUUCUCUCCAAAUGUUGGUUUCACUGGUGGGGUGGCGGAGCUUGGGCUGUGCGUGGUCCAGGUUCGAAUCCCACUUCGGCUUGAGACCUUGCGUGCGACGUGGGGAUGGAUGGGUGAGUUGCACUGGACUUGAAAAGGCCCCUUUGGGUGUUGCAAGCGGAGGGCUGUGCAGAGAGAAAGCACCCAACGCCGCUCUCCCCAGCACAAGCAAACCAGUAUCCCUCCAGUGAGAAAUUGCCUCCGGUUAUUGCUCUUCACCCAACAGGCUCCCCCAUGGGAGCAAGAAGCCCUUGCCCUGCAGUGGGAGAUUCGCCUCCUUUAUCUUCUCCCUUUCUAAGUCUGCUCCUGGAACCUGCAGGAAUCCAGGCCUUGCUCCACGUUUUCUCGCCCCCGAUAGCCGCGCUGGAAACAAACUUCGGCAGGCUAACGUCCCGCGCUGUCUUUUCUCCUCUAUGGAAAUAUUUAUAGACAGCUAUUUUUAAAAAAGAAGAAGAAAUCUGCCAUGUUUUUUCUCUUCAAGGCACUGCUUCGGAAUGAAAACACCCCUUACAUUUCCUCCCCCACCCUUUCCAUUUUCCAUUUUCCCCUUUUGCAGUGUCCCCCCCCCCCCGAAAGGGCAGAAUGGAUAUAAAUACUUUCAGGAUUUGGGAAGAGAUGAAGCUGGGUAUUUUUAAAAGGAGAUCGGGGUUGGGGAUGUUCUUGGGAACAAAAUAGGAAGUGAAUAAGACAUCCAGGGGGGUGUAUGUGAGGGGGAGAGACCCUGCGGGGUUAAUUCAUCUUUAGAGCAGACCCCUUAAGACUCUAAGAAUCUUAUAUACAGUGGUGCCUUGGUUCUCAAACUGAAUCCGUUCCGGAAGUCCGUUCCAAAACCAAAGUGCGCUUUCCCAUAGGAAGUCAUGCAAAACGGAUAAAUCCGUUCCAGACUUUUAAAAGCAACCCCUAAAACUGCAAUUUAACGUGAAUUUUACUAUCUAAUGAGACCAUUGAUUGAUAAAACGAAAGCAACCACCAAUGCACUGUGCUACAAAAUAAAUAAGACAGUAUUGUAGAUGGUAAAUUUCUUUUAAAAAUCUUGGCUGCACUGAUGAUAGUCAUUGUUUGGAUGGGGGGCUUUUAUCCAUUUCCGCAGUCACACAAUCAAUCCAUCAGUAGCUGAACUGGGUUCCGCACGGUCACAGAAACAAAUGAACAGAAAAAGCCUCAGAAACAAAAACGCAAAAUAAAGAGCAAAAACCAAAGCGCCAAACUUAAUCCGUUCCGGAAGUCCGUUUGACUUCCGAAAUGUUCGAAAACCAAGGCAUGGCUUCUGAUGGCUGCAGGCACCCAGGAAACAAUAGCCAACAGCCGCAUUGGACGAUCGGCUUCCGAAAAACGUUCCAAAACCGGAACACUCACUUCCAGGUUUUUGGCAUUUGGGAACCAAGACAUUUGAGUACAAAGGUACCACUGUACAAGCAAGGAAAUUGGGAUGGGGGGAGUCCCCAAGCCACAGCAAACGAGGCUACCACCUUUAAUUUAUUAGAUGAGUAUAUAUUUUACGGAGCUUUUGUAGCCUUAAGUUUUAACAAUAAUAACCUGGACGUGUUGAAUUUGAAGUGUGCUAACCCUCACAACCAGUCCGCUCACCCCUGUUUCAUUGUCUGAUACUGAUAUUACUGUGACUUGUGUUCAGAAACACUGCGUUAUGUGUGCGUAUAUAAUAUUUUUUCCCCACAUGGCACUUUGAGUUUCCUGACCGGCCGCUGAGCCCUUGGCUGGGAACCGCACCUUGUUUUUCUACGGCACCUUGUCUCCCCCAGUAUAAUUUCCAUGUAAAAAAACCAAAUGCUGAUUUAUUUUAUUUUAUAUAUAUUUUUAAAAUCAUGCUAUAAAGCUACAGCACUUGAAACCUAAGUCUCUGCACCAAAGAUCUUGCGAUAUCAGAAAAAUGGCCAAAAUAAAUGUUGGUGGGUGGGAAGAUGGAAGUGCAGUGAGUUGGUUGUGAUUAUUAUGAUUUAUGGAAUUUAUAUACCGCCCUAUACCCAGAGGUCUCAGGGCGGCUUGCAGUGGCAGUGAUGAGGCGAGGGAGAAGGAGAUACAGGAAAAUUUGGAAAGAAAUUCAAAGGAAGAGAGAGCCGACAAUAUGAUGGCUGAGAACACAUUUAUUAUUACAGUAUUAUUAUUAUUAUUAUAUAUACACCACUUCAUUGUUAAAAAAAACCUUAGAAGCAGUUGGAAGCUGGGGCAACCCAAUCAGAUGGGCGGGGUACAAAUAAUAAAAGUAUUAUUAUUACGCUUAUUAAGGGCACCAGAGGCUACUAGGCAAUAUGAAAGGGCCCUCUGAGCUUGGGGCGACCUCCUUUUUUAAACCUUCCCUCUUUCCCCCAGAAUACACUUUGAGAGGCAUCAUUAAGGCAUCAUCACUACAUCACUAGCAUGUCACAAAUGGGGAGGGGUAAAAGGUAAAAAAUAAAGGACCCCUGGAUGGUGAAGUCCAGCCAAAGGCGACUAUGGGGUUGCUGCGCUCAUCUUGCUUUCAGGCCGAGGGAGCCGGCGUUUGUCCACAGACAGCUUUCUGGAUCAUGUGGCCAGCAGGAGAAACCGCUUCUGGAGCAGCGGGACACCGUGACGGAAACCAGAGUGCACGGAAACACCAUUUACCUUCCCGCCGCAGCAGUUGAUCUACUUGCGCUGGUGUGCUUCCGAACUGGUAGGUUGGCAGGAGCUGGGACAGAGCAACGGGAGCUCACCCCAUUGUGUGGAUUCGAACAGCUGACCUUCUGAUCAGCAAGCCCAAGAGGCUCAGUGGCUUAGUCCAGGGGGGGCCAACUCCCAAGAGACUGUGAUCUACUCACAGUUAAAGACUGGCAGUGAUCUACCAGCUUUUUGGGGGGGUUCAGGUCAAAGUUGCAGAGCUUUUUUUAGGAAGAAAUGCCCCAUUUAGGGAGGGAGGACGAAAGCCCCGUUUUUUGGGGGUGCAGGGCAAUUUAAAUGUUGAACUUUGGGGGAGGAGCCAGUGAUCUACCACAGGUAUCCAGUGAUCUACCGGUACAUCACUAUCUACCUGUUGGACAUGCCUGGCUUAGACCAAAGUGCCACCUGUGUCCUAGGGGAGGGGUAUACAAGGGUUACACAAGUUUGACAUUAGGUCUCUUGAUCAGACACCUUCCCCAACGCCUCUUAAGUCCCCAUCACUGAAAGAACAAGAAAACUCUUGACAUCUCCUUGCCCUCUGGACUUGUCUGGAGAUGGGCUUUCAGAACACCUGCCUCUGCGGAUGUCUCUUGUUGCCCCCUUGGUCACGCCCUGGGUGGGGUGCCGUGGAUGUGCUCUCCCGCUUGGGGAAUUCUGGCGGGUUGCCCUGUUCCUGCUUCUUGGUUCAGGGAGGGAGGUGGAGCCCAAACUCACCUUUCUCUCAGGGUUCAAAUGGCGUUGGAAUGAGGAGAGUCGGUUAAAGUAUGGAUUUUCUACAAAUUUAUGAAGCUAGGCAUCUUCCCUGGGCUGUCGUCGAAAGGAUACACUCAGGCAUAAUAUUUGUAUCAUUGCAACAUCUUUAAAGAUGUGCCCCCCAUGUCAUUUCCGUAACACUAUUUCAAUUGUUCAGUCCUUCAGGGCAUCUCUAGGUAGGACUGGGAGAAACUCUGCCCAAAGCCCUCAAGAGCCACUGCUUCCUACACUGCUCUUGAGACAGCUCCUUCAUUCAGAACCAUGAGGACUAGACCAGGGGUAGGCAACCUAAGGCCCAGGGGGCGGAUCCAGCCCAAUCGCCUUCUCAAUUCGGCCCGCGGAUGUGUUUUCACAUGAGUAGAACGUGUCCUUUUAUUUAAAAUGCACCUCUGGGUUAUUUGUGGGGCAUAGGAAUUCGUUCAUUCCCCCCCCCCAAAUAUAGUCGGCCCCCCACUGAAAAGGUUUGCUGACCCCUGAAGGACACUUCCUUCCUUCCUUCCUUCUCUCUUUCUCUCCCUUUCUUUCUUUCUUUCUUUCUUUCUCCUUCCUUCCUUCCUUCUCUUUCCUUCCUUCCUUCCUUCUCUCUUUCUAUCCCUUUCUCUGUUUCCUUUUCUUUCUUUCUUUCUUUCUUUCUUUCUUUCUUUCUUUCUUUCUUUCUUUCUUUCUCCUUGCUUCCUUCCUUCUCUCUCUCUCUCACCUUCUUUCCUUCUCUUUCUUUCUUUCUUUCCUUCCUUCCUUCCUUCCUUCCUUCCUUCUUCCUUCUCUUCCUUUUUUCCUCUUUCUCUCUCUCUCUCUCUCAUAUCUUGAUCUGCCAGGAGAAAGGACCCUGGGGCAGUGGCUGGGCGAUCUGGAAUGGACAAUCAAAGAAGGGUGAUAAUCUCAUUCCUCAAGUCUUUAUCAAGAAUGCAAGCUGUAUCUUAUGAUACACUCUUUCAUGGAAGAAGAGCGGCUCUGCCGGGGCAUUUGACGUUCUUCUUGUAAAGCCGCCUUUCAAGGAGAAGAUGACAAAUGUCCCUUUUCACCCCCAACCCUCCUUCCCUCUCUGCAAAUCCGUCACUGACAGGCCCGGCUUCCAAAUAACAUAAAUAUUUAAGCCCAAGGUGGGACAGCUUAUCUUUGCUGCCGGCUUGCUGCUUCCCCUCGGCACCCUUGAUUCAUUGCAUGCAUGUCAACGCCCGGUUCAAGAUGUCUCCACGAGGAUUUGUGGAUUGCAGUUGGGGGGCCAGUUGGGCCAGCUUGCAAGACCUCCCAUUUCUCAUAUAUAUAUAUAUACAGGGUCCCUUGGUUCUCAAACUUAAUCCGUUCCAGAAGUCCGUUCCAAAACCAAAGCAUUCCAAAACCAAGGCGCGCUUUCCCAUAGGAAGUCAUGCAAAACCAUUCCAGACUUUUAAAUGUUUCGUCGUCUAGUCGUGUCCGCCUCUUUGUGCCCCCCUGGACCAGAGCACGCCAGGCCUUCCUGUCUUCCACUGCCUCCCGCAGUUUGGUCAGACUCAUGUUCGUAGCUUCGAGAACACUGUCCAACCAUCUCGUCCUCCGUCGUCCCCUUCUCCUUGUGCCCUCCAUUUCCCCCAACAUCAGGGUCUUUUCCAGGGAGUCUUCUCUUCUCAUGAGGGGGCCAAAGUCUUGGCAGUGAUCCCCUUCAUGGAUCACUGCCUUGCCGGGGCGAAGGGGCUUGAAUAACUCAGAGAAGCUAUGAGCUACGCCGUGCAGGGCCACCCAAGAUGGACAGGUCAUAGUGAAGAGUUUUGACCAAACGUGAUCCACCUGGAGCAGGAACCGGCAAGCCACUCCAGUAUCCCUGCCAAGAAAACUCCAUGGACAAAGACAACUGGCAUAUAAAAGUUAUGACGCUGGAAGAUGAGCCCCUCAGGUCGGAAGGCGUCCAACAUGCUACUGAGGAAGAACGGAGGACAAGUACAAGUAGAUUCAGAGCUGAUGAAGCGGCUGGGCCAAAGCCGAAAGGACGCUCAGUUGCAGAUAUGCCUGGAAGCAAAAGGAAAGUCCAAUGCUGUAAAGAAAAAUAUUGCAUAGGAACCUGGAAUGUAAGAACCAUGAACCAGGGUAAGUUGGAUGUGGUCAAAAAUGAGAUGGCAAGACUUUUAAAAACAACCCCUAAAACAGCAAAUUAAUGUGAAACGUGCAAAAAACUGGAGGUGUGAAGGAGGAGAUGGAGACAGGGGAAGUCAAAUGGCAAGGGAAGCAUAGAUGAAAGGCAUACCCUCCAACAUAGAGGGAAAUCGGCAUGUCCUAUUCCAUGAUGAUAAUAAUAUUUUAUUAUUUGUACCCCGCUCAUCUGACCAGGUUGCCCCAGCCACUCCCGGCGACUUCCAACAUAUAUAGAAACAGAACCGAUGUCUUCUAAAAGUUGGAUGGCCACUUAUCUCCUUGGUUUGGGGGGCCACAUAACUCCAUCCCCUUCCAACAUUUCUCCCACGAAAAUAGGGAGGUGCUAAGGAAAUAAGAAUAAUAUAAUAAUUUAUUAUUUAUACCCCGCCCAUCUGGCUGGGCUUCCCCAGCCACUCUGGGUGGCUUCCAGCAAAAUAUUAAAAUACAAUAAUUCAUCAAAUAUUACAAGCUUCCCUAAACAGCAGAAAAGCUGAAUCAAAUCAGAAAUCAGGAUGGCUUCUGUAAAUCCUGGGAAAUAGGGGCACUCGGAGGGUGGUGCAGCUAGGCCGGGACCCGUGCCUCUGUGCAUGUGCAGAGUGCCUCUCCUCUGCAGCAGCUGUGAAGGGAUUCUUCCAGGAUCCUUGCAACAACCUGGGUGUUUCUAAAACCUAAAUUUAAAAUUGGAGUUAGGUUGCCACCUUGUGGCCACAUGGCAAGUCUGUAGAAUCUUUCGCCACAUUGCAACAGAUUUAUGAACCAAUACAAAUCCCGUUCGUUCUCCCCUCCGGCACCUAAUAAUAAUAAUAAUAAUAAUAAUGGACCUUUCCAGUAUAGAGGACAUUUGUGACGGAAAAAGUUGGUUCCACAAGUGUUUUUUUUUAAAUUUUUCUCCUGCCAGCCUCUGAUUGGCUGUGGUUCCAGGAGGGAGAUUGAAAUAUUUCAUGCUCUUUAUUGCAGCUCAAUAAACAGUGAAUGAAUUUCCCCCCAAACCCCAGGCUUUAAUAGUUACACAAUCAGUGUCCCGUCUGAUUGGUUGAUUAUGUUUCCCUCCUGGGGUCUGAUUGGGCCAAUCAGGUUGUUGCAUUGUGGGAUCCUACCUCCCUAUUGGUCUAGGAUCCAAGCUUAGUACAUAACAGAGAGUUUAAAAGGAGAGGCUUUGGAAUUAGGGGGUGGCUGAGUAGAGGUGGAUGGGGAGGGAGGUUGGGAGGAUAGGUAGGAAGAUAAUAAUAAUAAUAAUAAUAAUAAUAAUAAUAAUAAUAAUAAUUCAUUACUUAUACCCUGCCCAUCUGGCUGGGUUUCCCCAGACACUCUGGGCGGCUUCCAGCAGGAGAUUAAAAAUACAUUAAAACAUCAGUCAUUAAAAAACUUCCCUAAACAGGGCUGCCUUCAGACGUCUUUCUGGCCAUUCCUUUAUGAUGGUCAGUACUCAAUUCCCGAACCCAGGUCACAGGCUCACCCUGUUCACACACAGAUAGGCCCUUAAGACAGGAUUUGUGAGCAAAGACACAAUGGGGCGGUUUUCCCAUUUCCUUUGUCCUUGCAAAAGAAACAUUUGAGGUCAAUUUGGGAGAGACAAAAAAAUUGUUUUUGGACUUUUUUCCUGUACUGUUUCAGGCAUGCGGCUUAUAUAUUUAUGUAUGUGUUUGCCUGGUAGAUUUACAGUGGUACCUCGGGUUACAAACACUUUGGGUUACAGACUCUGCUAACCCAGAAAUAGGACUUCAGGUUAAGAAUUUACCUCAGGAUGACAACAGAAAUUUGUGCGCCAGUGGCAGCGGGAGACUCCAUUAGCCAAAGUGGUACCUCAGGUUAAGAACGGUUUCAGGUGAAGAACGGAGCUCUGGAACGAAUUAAGUUCUUAACCCGAGGUACCACUGCAUUUUAUACCUCAGACCUUACAAUUCUCAUAACACCUAGAAGAGUAAUGAGGCCAGGAAUGAACUGGGAGGCUGAGGCGGAAACAGGAGGAAUGGAAGGUGGAAAGAGACGUCUCCUUGGGUCUCCUUCCAGUCCGGAGGGGAGAGAUUCUUCCAGAAAGAGAAGCCUCCCAAAGCGGCCAUCUCUUGGGUCUGCUACUUGGAAGUCCCUCAGGAGAAACUGACAGAAAGGACCACCUUGUUCAGAGACAAAGGAUUAAGCGCAAAACAACGGAGAAAACCUUGACGGGAAAUAACAUUGUAAGCUGAGGUCUCCAAAGUUUCAUCCACCCGGCUCAUAGACUUCCUUGUUCAAGAAAACCGUUCUUGUUCAUUUGAACAAAUCCUGCCUGAGACUCCCAAUUGUUCAGUUUUACCUCACGCAAGUCCCUUACAAAACAAUCUGAGGGAGUUUGAGGGAAUUGGUGGAAGUGGGCGCUCUGUUUGGAAGUGAGAGGCCGUUGUGCCCAUAUUAAUUGGUGGCAGCGCCAUGAUACGAAGUGAAAUCCCACACAGAAACGAACCCAGAGACACAGAACAACCGGUUUCAUAAAGUACUAGAGCUAUUUCAUUAAAAGGAGGAAAAUUUCCUGUCAGAAAAUGACCAGCAAGUGCCAAGCCAAAGAGACUCAGGAUGACCCAGUGCAGAGCUGCUGCAUCUGAGGAAAAUCCUCCACUGAAUGAGAGAUGAGGAGACUAAGAUUGGAACUGGCUAAAGUUGAAGCAGAGAAAGAAAAAGAUAAAGUUGAACAGAAGUGGUGUUCUGUGAGGUGGGCGCUCCAUUUUUAAGCGAGAGAACAGCCCAACGGCGCCAAGGGGAAAAGGGCCGUCGCAAUAUUCCCAAGCCUUUGCAACUUGACCCAUCUCUUCUAACGUUGCUCUCUCCUUUGGAAACUGAGCAAAAGUUUUCUCUGUCUUAGAUAGUGUUAUUACACGAUCUAUGUUCCUUUUUUCUUUUGGACAUCCUUGAGGAAAAGAAAACGUUGGAACUGAGCAGGGGCAGGAAAAGCGGUUUUUGCUUCUCUGGGCCACAGACUCCUGAAAACCGGCCGGUCUGGGCAGCCAGGCAGCCAUUGUGAAAGGGAGGAAGGCGGGAAACUCCAGAAUCUGAAUUGAGAACUGCUGCCAUUUUGCUGAGGCAAAAAGCAGAGAAAGGGAGGGGAAAUGCCAGGCGGGAAAGUUCUGCAACCUGCACUAAAAACGAAAGAGAACGAACUCUUUUUGUGCCGGCUGAGCGAUGCUGCAACUCAGGUGAUGCUCAAGGACUAGUAAGCAGAAGUAAUGGUAUGAGAAUUAGAAGGUCUAAGGUAUUAUUAAUAUUAAUCGGUGGCAGCAUCGUGAUACGAAGUGAAAUCCCACACAGAAACGUACCCAGAGACACAGAACAACCGGUUUCAUAAAGUACUAGAGAUAUUUGAUUAAAAGGAGGAAAAUUUCCUGUCAGAAAAUGACCAGCAAGCGCCAAGCCAAAGUGAUGCUGCAACUCAGGUGAUGCUCAAGGACUAAUUAAGAAGCAUAACUAAAGUUAUGAGAAUUAUAAGAGCUAAGGUGUAAAAUAAAUGUUCAUAAACGUACCAGGCAGACACAUCCAUAAUUACAUAAACCACAUGCCUGAAACAGGACAGGAAGACAGUCCUGAAGCCCUUUUGACUCUUUCAGGGGCCUCAACUCUUCCUCUGCAGUUUGGAUGGAAAGGGGAAAAGCUUCCCCCUUGUCUCCCUGCUCCCAAAUCCUGCCUGAAGGGCACCUUUGGGGGUGAAGAGGGGAGCCUGAGGCCUGGACUCAGAAAUUCAGAUUUAUCCUCACAAAAGGAGGGCCAGGCUCUCCAGGCAAACCCAGCAACAGGUAUCCUGGCAGACAGGAUUUCUGCUGUAGACCUGCCUCCCUCUGCGGUGUAUUUGUGAACGGAGAAAUCUGAGGGCUCCUUGGACCAAAAGCAAGGAGACCAGCCAGGAAUCCCAGAGCAAAAGAGCAGCCAGUCGGCUUGGUCUUGAUUGAAGACGGUGGCGCCAGGACUCCCACCUGCCCCCAGGUGGAACAAGAUGGAAGCCCAGAACAAGACAGAACCCAAACUUUUCUUAGCUGCUCAUCCCCAUCUUACAGCCCCCCAACUACAUCACGGUUACAUCAUGAAAGGGUUCUCCUUGCCCUCCACCAAACACCCAUCAAGUGGAACAAAAGAGAUAUUCACAUUUCCUUAUUUCCCAGCCAAGUUCAUCCCACCCUUUUGUCCUCAUCUUGGUUUGCGGGCCCACACGCUAAGCCCUGUCUGUGGUGCCUACCCCCUUUUCCCAAAUGAUGGCACAAGAGACCAGAGUAUGGGUUCAAAUGGGCCACAACUUGAUUGAAUUUUAGAAGUGGGGAACUUGGCGCAGGCCUUGGCAGGUAACCCUCUCAGCCCGCCUGGCUGAGGACAUGCAGGCAGUUGAGGCCGAGCGAGAGGGGACUGCAAAGCGCAAACUUACACAGCCUGCCCUUCCAGUCACCUCGUCCCGGGAGUUUGACCCACAUGCCGCCGCUCUAGGGCCAGGGACGCCCGGUUUGCCCUUCAAUGGGCCCUGCAAGCAUGAAUGAAUCCCCCCCCCCCCAACUUGAUGUUAGACUAAAGGCUACCUUGCCAAGGCCUAAAACCGCCAAAGUUGUGACGGAAUUGCUACGGGGAAGGCGAAACCUGCCAAUGCAGGGGAAAUUCCUUCCCGGUUCUGAAUACAGCAACCAUCUUACGACCGCAGCAGCGCCCGCUGACCUGGAAGGCAAAAUAUCAGCCUGUAAAGAAGAAACCGUUAAAUUGACGAUCGCUGACCUAAGCUGAAAUUAAAAGUCAAGAAAUAUUAAUUGAGGGAGGGUGGGUGGGUGAUCCCAGAAGGAAGAGCAGCAAAAGAGGCUUGAGCCCAGGAGUCAGCCGCUUUGCCUUUGGCCUUAGGCCCACCCCCGGCCGGCCGUCCAUUGUCAAAGGCCAGCUCAGGCAGGUGGGUGGCACCUGCCCAGGUGAGCCUCGCUUGGUGCCGCAAAGCCCGCCCACCUGGGGGGAAGGGAGGGCGGAUAUUGUGAUGUCUGGCAUGGCUACCUGUCUGGCCCUCAGGAGGCCAGGGAUGAUCCCUCAGGCAGAGGGGCUGCGGAGCAGCGGAGCUCACAGGUCUAGAGGCAUUUCUGAACUUUUCCCCGUGAGCCAGUACAGAGAGACAUUGAUCAUUUGGUAUUGUGCAGCAAAGGCCCUUUGAAGAGACAGGAAGAAACCGGGAUGAAGUGUUUUGUGGGGACAAGUCACAAAAGUCACAAAAGGGAUUGGGCUGGUUUGGGCAGUGGGCUGCAUGUGUAUGAGAUCUGCUGGAAUUUAUACAUAAAUUCCUUGCAGUAUUUGUAUGCAGGCAUGUCCAAAGUCCAUUUUGGGGGCCUAAUCCUGCCCGCCGGUCCAUUUAAAUGUUUGAUGUAUUAUUGUAUUUUAAUAUUCAUUUUUUGGGAAGCCGCCCAGAGUGGCUGGGGAAGCCCAGCCAGAUGGGCAGGGUAUCAAUUAAUAAUAAUAAUAAUAAUUAAUAAUAAUAAUAAUAAUAAUAAUAAUAAUAAUAAUAAUAAUAAUUAUAUUAAUCCAGCCCCCGUGGCAGUAUAUGUCCUGGGGUCAAAUCCAAAAAAAAAAAGCCGAACAACUCUUCAAUCCUAAAAGCUCAACAACUUUGGUGUGAAAUUGUAUAAAAAGUUCAACAACUCUUCAAUCCUUCAAAGCUCAACAAUUUUGGUCAGCCCUAAAUAAGGACUAUACGGGCUCUUGGGUACCAAAAAGGAGCCGUGUUUUUUCUUAUAACAAUAGUGUUAUUACUGUAAGCGAUUAAAAAGUUUAGCAGGGUUGACAUAAACAUGAGGCGUAAAAAAUAAACUUCUGGAGAGCAAAAAGAUUACAUUUGUAAACAGGUUGGAACUGGUGAUAUAAAAUAAGGAACCGCAGAGAGCGGAGGAGCGAAGUCGAAGGAAGUUUUGGUUUUUGUUCAGAUGUAGAAACACUGUAAAAUGAGAAAUGGGGAAAAUACAAUAUUUUUCUUUAAAAAAGAAAUUAUCAAUGGAACACAGAUAAAAUUGGGGGGAAGCUUUUGAAAGCUAAUACGAGUGAUGUAAUAAUGUUGGCAUCAUAUUAUUAUUAAUUUCAUUUCUGUACCUCUUUAUGUUUUUAAGGAAAGAAUCUCAAAGCGGUUGACAAGAUACAUUAAGGCAUCAAAUAAAACCCAGAAUAAAAUGUAAAUCGUGUCAAGAGGCAGGGAGUUCCAAAGUUUUAAGGGCUGCCAUGUUGAAAGAUGGAUGUUUUCAUCAUGACAGCAGCAAUAACCGUGUAUUUGGCUUGAUAUUUUUAUUAUUAAAAAACCCCUCAAUCCAUAAUUGAUCUUAUAUGGCCAGAACAAUCUCCAGCAUCGUUCCUCAUAGAUUUGUGGAUUAUAUAAUUGCUUUGACACCAGUGGGCUUCUAUAUGUGGUAUUUUAUUUUAUUUUUGUCUGAAACGUCAGAUGAGCAUUUUUUGUGAGAUAAAAAUCAUGGUGAUAAUUGAACAGAAAAGCACAACAGCAGACUAUCCUGAGGUGAAAAAUUGGUCAGAAAUUCCCCUCUGGUCUUUCUUCUUCUGAUUUACGUGAUUUAUUUCUGGAUGACCAGCAUUUAAAGGACUCUGAGGGGGCUUAAUAGCCCUUGAAUAAAAACAGAAUUAAGAAUAAAUAAAUUCCCCUCAUGCCCAGCAUUUAUUCGAGGGCUUAAUAGCUUAAUAGCCCUCGAAUAAAAAUAGAAUUUAAGAAUAAAUAAUUUUCCCUCAGAGUCACGUGAUUUGCUUCGCCAUAGAUACGCCGGGGGGGGUAAGGGAAAAAAUGGCGGGAGAAAGAAAUCUCGCGAGGUUUCGCGAGGCUUCUCCUUAGAAAUCAGCCCCGUUGGGUUUCAAGCGAGCUGGUUACGGGGCUGCCAAUCCUAGGCGAUCCACCAAUCGCGUGGCGGGAUGGCAGCUCCCACCAUCCCGCCUCCAGGAGCUGCGAAGGCGGAGGCGGCGCCUUGCUCCCUGACGUCACCCGCCCUAUUUGCAUAGCCGCCCUCCCCUUUCGGAGCGCUGGUGACGUCAGCCCGGGUUCUGCAGGCAGGUGCCGUCGCCUCGCGCCGCUUGUGCUGCUGCUGCUGCUGCUGCAUUUGCUGCUAGACCCGAAGCGCGUUCCCGAGGUGAGUGCGCGCCUUGGGCAACCCCCCCAAGCUUUGCACCCCCCCCCCGGGGCCGUCUUUUCCCCUUUCCUGCAUUGCACCUUUUGCAUCCCUGCAUUGCAUGCGAAAGAACGCGUCUCUGGGGGGGCUGGUAACCUUCAUUUGACACAUGCAAAAAAAAAAAAGAAGAUGCAAAAUUGCAGGGGGGUGGGGAGAAAAAAAGCCAAGCCUAAAGCGCUGGAUUCUUUACCAAAAAGAUAUAAUUAAAAAUGGAGGUGUUUUGGACAGGGAUGAUGCUGGCUUGCUAACGGGAGCGGUGCUUUCCUUUUUUUAUUCUGCAUUUUCUUGCAAUGGGCGGCGAUGGGCUAAGCUGGAAAUGCUGGCCUGGCAAAAGAGGCUUCGGCGAUGCAGAUGGUAAACAGGCGGAUUGGGAAAGGAGGGACGGGGGGGGGGAGGGGGGAGCGAGCAGCGCAGGUUGGAAAAGGAGCCAGAUCUGGUGGGCCUUAUUUGCAAUGGGGGGGGGGGGAGGCUGCUUUUUGCAAAAAAAAGCAAAAACCUCAACUCAAAAAAGCAAAAAAACCCUUCCCAAACCUCUGCGUUUUGUAAGGAGCUGGAUCCGAAUGGCUUUGGCAGGAGCUCACCUUUCGGAUGACAAGAACGAGCUUAAGAUGGUUUUUUCUUUCUCCCUCUGCCCCCUUUUCCAAUUCCUCUGAUGCAGAGGGAGCUUGCAAAGCUAAAAAACGAAAAAUCAAGGCGGAGAGAGGCAAUUCAUUCACGUUUUUUGGAUCCUCUCCCCACCCCCACCCCCUUUGGCAGACCAUAAUUGCAACCCACUGCGUGCUUUUCUGGAGUGAGCGAUGCAGCAUUGAAUGUAGGCAAGGAGAUGAUGGUUUUGGGUGCUUGUCUUGCCUUUUGCACGGGAAGGCGAGAAAAUGGAAUGGACUGGGCCAGCGUUAGCCCUACUCGGAGUAGACCUAUUGAAGCAUUGCAUGCAUCCCUUGUUUCCAGAAUGUACCCCCUUUUUUGCAAUUCCACCUCCUGUCCUCUUGGUUUUCAGCCGAGAGGGACGUUUGCAACUGGAUCAGAUUUGUGCAGGGGGAGAACGGAGCGUGUGUCCUGUUGAUGGACGGCCGUCCAGGCCAAAGGGCUGCCACGCAACGCCUGGCGUAUGAAUAAUUGAUGCCCGGGUGCCAAGGGCAACCAGGAAGCUGGGCCCUAUUGAUGUCGCCAAGAUCGACGUCUUUUCUGUGGGGACCGGGGCUGAUGAAGGCUGGUGGCCUGGCUGCAGGGCCCGAUUUACGUCUAAGCUCAAGCUCUAGCUUAGGGCCCCACUCUCUUGGCAGCCCCCCAAAAAUUAAAGGGGAAAAACCUGGAUGUACAUUUCCAAAAUAUAAGAUAAAAACCAAAUAAAAUAAAACCUACAUGCAGCAACCGUGUUUUGUGUUGUGUUGGCUCCUCGCAUGUAAGUCAUGGGCCCUGUCUGCUCCCUCAAAUAUCCCUGCUUUGCCCCUUUCUAUAUAUAGGGUGCCAACAUUCUGCAUGGACUGGUUGCAUGGAAACAUGUGCAAAGGGCUUGAGAUACCUAUUAGGUCCAUCAAUGACCAUAUAGCAUAUAUUCAGCACCAAAAACAGUGACAAUUUGUUGUUGACAACAGACAGCUGGACAUAGAAAGGGCCCCAUUACCUUCAGGAGCUGAGGGCCGCAUCAGACCUCAAUCCGGCCCUGCCUGGGUGGCAUUUAAAAGUGGGCUGUGUGUGUGUGUGAACCAAAUGUGUGGGGAGGAGGAGAGGGCCUGUUGGUGGCUCAGGCAGAGCCCCCUGUUCAGGAGCAGUCUAUCUGCGGACAGGCAAAGAGAUGGGGCCCUGCUGCUUGAGCAUCCGCCUCCGUUGUUGUCGGCUGUUAGAUUGUAUUUGGCAGGAUUAGGUCGAAUCUCGCAUGCGGCCCCGGGGCCUCUCUUACCAGGCCCUUGGCACCCUCCUCUUGGUUUUGGACUGGCUGGAAUGUUGCUCUCGAACUCGGACCAGGCAAGAUUUGCAUCGGUGGUUCCUCCCACUCCUGGCCCCACCCACCGUGAGGCCGUGCGGCCCUCGGCACAAUUGCACAGCGCACAAUGUGGCCCUUGGGGUCACGCAGGGCCGGCGGGGAGGGCAAGAUAGGGGCAAGCAAGGCAGACGAGGACCCGGGUUCAAAUCUCCGCUCAGCCAUGCGCCGGGUGACCUUGGAGGCCAUUGAAUGUCUUCUGUCCUGCCUCGCAGGGUUGUUGUGAUGAUGAAAUGGGGAAGGGGAGGGUGGGAGCGACUCAAUCGUCCUGGAGGAAAUGCAACAAAUAUUUACAAUGUUUGAGACGCUGCCUAAUAAGUAGAAUAGUUGUUUUCUGCAUUAUUAAGAGGGAUUCUUGGAGGAGUGGCGGGCUAGGCAAUAAAUAUAUUUAUGAUUAAGUAAAUUUGUAUACCGCCUGAUACCCGCAGGUCUCAGGGCAGUUCACAAGAUAAAAUCGCAAUAUAAAACCACAACAUGCAGAAUAAAAAUAAAAACGAGAACAAUCCAAUAGCGCCCCAGCUCCCCAACACAUUUUAAAAGGGCAUUGGAUGUCAAAUCAGCCAAAGGCCUAGCUGAAGUGGAAUAAUUACAUAAAUACGGAUAUGUAAUAAACAACUUUAAGAUGUGAGUAAUCCUCAGAGGAAAUAUGCAAUACACAACAAAUUACAAUAUUAUGAUUAUUACAGCAAUUCUUGCAGCAAAUGUGAGUUAUGUAAUAAAUAACCAUAAUAUUAUUUUGAUCAUCCUUGGAAGAGGAGAUAUCUAUAUCGAGUAAUCCUCAGAGGAAAUAUGGGAUACAGAGCAGAUAAUAAUAUUAUCAUUAUUAUCAGAGCAAUUCUUGGGGCAGAUGUGAGUUAUGCAGUGAAAUGGCUGUAAUCUUAUUUCACUCACCCUUGGAAGAGGAGACAUGUAAUAUUGUUAUUACCAUGGAUAUGUUGUUGUUUUUCUUUUAUGUAUUUUUAUAUUUUGAUUUUCUUCUGUGAACCGCCUUGAUAACCUCCCGUAAGCAAGAUCAGUGGGUGGCGGUCCGCAUUCUGGGUGGGGAGGGAGCUGAAAGCAGGGCGUUUCCUGCCCCCCAUGAAAGUUUGAAUGCAGUCGCUUUGCAUUCAGGUCCCAAGUUCAUCCCCCUGGGGAGCCAUUGCUGCCAGUCAGAACAGGCAUUACUGAGCUAGGUGGGCAAGCUGGUCUGGAUUCCACAUAAGACAGCUUCUUUUACCCCUCUGUGUGUGUCGUCGGGGUUGCAGAAGGAAGCAGACCCCGCAGGAUCGCAGCCGGCAGGCAGCCUGUUCCCGAUACCAGGGACAGAACAUCCCGCGUGGGCAAAUUAAGCUUUCCGGACCGCCUCCUCUGACACAGGAAAACGUGGCUCUUCUUCUCCUUUGCCUGCUCACAAACGCACGAUUUUUUCUCCCGUGCUGGGAAGAAGGGGGAAAAGUGUGAGUCGAUGUGCAAGAAUAUCUGGUGCGUUUUUGGACUACAACUCCCAUUGGCCAGUGCCGCUGAAGGAGAAGGAUGAUGGGCUUUGUAGUCCAACGGCAUCUGAAGGAGGGGCGCUGCAUUGAUACCCUACUGCAGUCGGAGCUUGAGAUAGCCGUAGCCUGAAAAAGGCAGAUCAGCCCUCUUCCCGUAUCCGGACUCUUCCCAAAUUAGUCACCCUUUUUUCUGGGGGGUGUCAAUCCUGCAUGCCACAAACAGGCAGGCAAUGGGGGGAGCGCAAGUUGUCGGUCAUCUGGGGUGGGGGGGCAUCUCUCCAUUUCUUUGAAGGAAAUAAGGAGUUUUGUGUUGGCAAAAGCAAGCUGCCCGUCUCUUGCCUUGAUCUCACUUAAUCCUGUUUCCUUGUUAUCCUUUUUGGGGGUUAUCUUCUUUGCCAGAAUUAAAAUUCCUGGAGGUUUGGGGUGAACCAGGGGGCGCAUCUUUCCCAACGCAGCUUGGGGCCCCCCCGCCCUCCCCAAUGCACAAAAAUACCGCUAACUAGGAUCUGGGUUUUUUAUUUAUUUAAUCCUCCCCGGCCUGAGUGUGCAAAUGUGUCUCCCCCUCCCAUAAAAUCCCGGUUUAGGUCGCUUUGACGCCUCCUGUAGGAACGGCUCAGCGGCCCCAAGAUUUGCCUGAUGCGAGCGGGUGGCCAUUUAAUUAGCUAAAAGGGUUAUGCAGAAGGAAAAGUAGGCCGUGGAACAAAGCGUGCGGGUUGAAGGGCCGUUUGAUAGGGCUGCGGCCCUCCCCACCCCCAGACUCCUGGGGAAAUCUGGCCAGAAGCAGCGUUUUGUGGACGCUGUCCGCAAAGAGAGAUUUGCUUCUUUAUUUUGCUCAGCUGUUUUAAUCCAACAGGGUUAGAAAGGGAUCUGGGGCAGUGGGCGAAUGAGAUGGGGGGGGCUCGAUCGGAAAAGAUGGCGACGGAUUCGUGGAAAGCCCCCGGCCGGAAAUGAACGAUCCUUGUCUUCGUUCCCGAUUCUUAAAACUUACCUUGGGGUUGAUGCAUCCCCACCGACGUUUGAAACUGUAAUACAUGCAUUUAUUUAAAAAGGUAGAGAUGCUGUAUUUUUUAUGGUGCAUGGCAAAACACGGCAACGAACGAUGGGAUUUGAGAGGGGAACCGAACAGGCUUCCGUCUUUGCCAUCUUUUUUUCCUUCGCAUAGAUAUUCCCCCCCAGCGGAAGGCAGUUCUCUGAAUGUCACUUUGACUAAUAACCACAUAUUAAUUAUUAUUUCUCCCCUCCGCAAGCAUUUUUUGCCAGCUCGCAUUUCCAGCUCGCCUGCUCUGACUGGUGAGCUACUUUGCAGGAGGGGGUGGAGGAAGGUGGAUGUGGAACGGAAACUGGGUUUCGUUUUCUUCCCAGUCUGUUGCACCAUUAAUGACGCUGGUCCUUUUUUGCAUAGUUAAGGGGGAAAGACAGGGCUUGGGAGCCUUGUUAUCGUUACUAUUUUAUUUUUGCCCAUUUUACACUCUAAACAGCCCUUUGAGGGAGGCUCCUUUCAGAAACAGAUCUCUAAUAAUGACGAUGAUUAUUUAUCAAUAUGCCACCCAUCUGACUGGGUUACCCCAGCCACUCUGGGUGGCUCCCAACAGAAUAUUAAAAACACGUUAAAACAUUAAACCUUAAAGACUUCCCUAAACAGGGCUGCCUUCAGAUGCCUUCUAAAAGUCAGAUAGUUCUUUAUUUCCUUGACAUCUGAUGGGGGGGAGUUCCACAGGGCGGGCGCCACCACCAAGAAGGCCCUCUGCCUGCUUCCCUGCAACCUCGCUUCUUGCAGGGAGGGAACCGCCAAAAGGCGCUUGGGAGAUGGACCCCGGUGUCCGGGCUGAAUGAUGCUCCUUCAGGUCUACUGCGCCUUUGAGGGCUUUCAGCACCAACACUUUGAAUUGCGCUCAGAAAUGUUCUGGGAGCCAAUGUAGGUUUUUCAGGACUGGUGUUGUAUGGUCUCCACUCCCAGUCCCCAGUCUGGCUGCCACAUUUUGGAUUAGUUGCAGUUUCCGGGUCACCUUCAAAGGGAGCCCCACGGAGAGCGCAUGGAGCUCUUGCUUUGGUUUCUCUUUAAUCCUUUCUGGCUUCCACGGGUGUCUCCUGGGGUGCUAGCGAGGGGCCCCCCGGUCGGCCCCCCAUGUCUCAUCACCUUGCCUGCCCUCCCUCCCUCCCCAGAUGGCCUCCGCCACCGACGCCCGCUAUGGCCAGAAAGAGUCCUCCGACCAGAACUUUGACUACAUGUUCAAGAUCCUGAUCAUCGGCAACAGCAGCGUCGGCAAGACCUCCUUCCUCUUCCGCUACGCCGACGACUCCUUCACGCCCGCCUUUGUCAGCACCGUCGGCAUCGACUUCAAAGUCAAGACCAUCUACCGCAACGACAAGCGGAUCAAGCUGCAGAUCUGGGUAAGGAAAGGGCCCGCCUCGCAGGGUCACUCGCUAAGGGAAAGAAGGAGUAAUAAUAAUAAUAAUAAUUAAUAAUAAUUUAUUAUUUAUACCCUGCCCAUCUGGCUGGGCUUCCCCAGCCACUCUGGGUGGCUUCCAACCAAAUAUUAAAAUACAGUAAUACAUCAAAGAUUAAAAGCUUCCCUAAACAGGGCUGCCUUCAGGUGUGAUCUUUCAAGGUGACUGAAAGAGCCCCAUUUCUCCGCCAAGAAAGAGCUCCUUCCGGCUGAUGUUGGGACAGAAUUGGGGGCCUGAUCCUGCCGGGCCCCUCCGUAACAGCCUCUCUUGGCCUUUCCCCAGGACACGGCCGGGCAAGAGCGAUACCGGACCAUCACCACCGCCUACUACCGGGGAGCCAUGGGCUUCAUCCUGAUGUACGAUAUCACCAACGAGGAGUCAUUCAACGCCGUCCAGGACUGGUGAGUCCCGGGGGAGAUCCUGGGGGUGGGAGGGGGGUGUCACCAGCCUCUGGACUAUUAUUCAUCUUUUUGAUAAUAAUUUUUACUAAUUUUCCAUUAUAAUCCAAUAAUAGCCUCACUGUAACCAAGAUAUACCGUAUUUUUCCGUGUAUAUGCUAUAAUGUUAUUGUUCUAGUUAAAUAAAUGGAUUAAACUGUUAUUGAGGAAUUGAUUAUUUUCCUCCUUCCAGCAAAGUACAGCAGAAAAGUUGUCCAAAUAUAAACUGUUGGCUUAUUAAACCUCACCAUAAUUUCAUAAUUAUCUGUCAAUAUGUUUCUAAUAGUAUAACCAAAUCAGUAAUUUUUGAUAUAACUGUAAAAAACGACUCUGAAAAUUUAUUAUUCCAAAAAGGAAGCCUUCCUCUGGUUGUAAAUAUUAAGAUUAUACCAGCAAGAAUGAAUCUUUCUGUAAAAAAAGUGAUUUGACUCAAGUCUUACUGACUAGUGAUUUGAAUCAAGCCUUACUAAUAAUUUAAAUCGUGAUUUAAAUCAAUUUGAUUUAAAUCAAAUCCACCCUGAGUGUGGGCAAUACAGAAGUGUACUCUGGGGGAGAAAGAGACUUAAGGCUGCCCUUUGCUAGCCCAGAUGGGGGGCAAUGGAGGGCAGAGAGCUCUCAGCUUCUGAAGCACAUAGUCCAGUCAUUGGAAGGGCCCCCAGCUGCUUUGGGACUACAAUUCCCAUCAUCCCUGCCCCCUGGUCCUGUUAGCUAGGGAUGAUGGGAGUUGCAGUCCCAAAACAGCUGGAGGGCUGAGUUUGGCCAUCACCGGUUUAGAAGCUUCACAGGAAGGGGAGGCGGUGAGUGGUCUUUUUGGCUGUCCCAACAGUCUUCCUGUGACCCCCCCCCCCUUGCUGCUUCCGUCUCUCCGCCAGGUCGACCCAGAUCAAGACCUACUCGUGGGACAACGCCCAGGUCCUGCUGGUGGGGAACAAGUGCGACAUGGAGGACGAGCGGGUCGUCUCGUCGGAGCGGGGCCGCCAGCUGGCCGAGCACCUGGGUGAGUCGGCAGCCGGAAGAAGGCGCUCUGGGGGUUGUGGGAAUGAGAGAGAGGUGGAAAGCAGGAAUCCAGGAGGGGGAGAGGCUUCAGGGCUUUGCAAGGUUUCUUCUCGGCCGCCAAGGAUGGCUUCGGCAGCCUCGCAGGGUUGUUGUGACGAUGGAGGGGGGAGAGGCCCAUGGGCAGCGCCUUGAGCUCUUUGGAGGGAAAGGGCGUAUCAUGUAAUAAGAAGGAUGGAGAGGAUAGCAAUAAAAAUAAUGGUGAUGAAAAUAAUCAUGUUUCACGAUGGUAAUAAUAAUAAUUGGUGGUGGCUAAAAGACAGUGGCACCUUGGUUUUCGAACGUAAUCCAUUCCGGAAGACUGUUUGACUUCCGAAAAGCGUUCGAAGCAUUUACUUACAGAAACAUUUACUUAACAGUAAACUCAAUACGGAAGCCACAUAGCAUGUUUGACUUCGGAAAAGUGUUCGAAAACCGAAACAUUUCCUUCUGGGUUUUUGGCGUUUGACAUCCGAAACGUCCAACUUCUGAGACAUUCAAAAACCGAGGUCCCACUGUAAUACUAAGUGGUAUGAUAACAAGAAUUAAUGGUGAUUCAUAAAAUUGUUUGAAUUGGAAGGGACCCUGGAUCCAGUCCAGCCCCCUGCAAUGCAGGCAUCUCGGCUAAAGCAUCCCAGACCAAUGGCCACCCGACCUCUGCUUCAAAACCUCCAAGGAAGGAGAGACCCUUCCACUGUCAAACGGCUCUUACUGUCAGAAAAUUAUUCCUGAUAUUUAGUCCUUUCUUGGAACCUGAAGCCAUGAGUUCAUGUUUUACCCUCCAGAGCAGCAGAAAACAAGCUGGCUCCCGUCUUCCACGGGGCAGCACUCUGGAGGGAAGUUGUUUAAAACAUUUGACGCUUUGUUGUGUUUGUAAUGUUCUGUCGGGGGCCACCCUGAUUGGCUGCAUAUAAAUGAGAUAAUGCUAACAGUUACAAAAAUAAUAAUCAGACGAUUCAGGAUGAGGAUGGUGUUAAUGAUGUAAUAAUGGAAGAAGAAGAAGAAGAAGAAUAAGGGGGGGGAAUACGAGGAAGGGGAAUAUGGGAGAGGUUUGCACUCAGGUGGGGGCAGUUUCUCUCUCUGUCUCCCCCCCCCCCCAUCUUGUGUUUGGCCAAGGAAGGAGGGUCUCUGCCUUGUUGUGGGUCCUGCUGGGCGUUUUGAGAUCCCUGUUUCUCCUUCCGGGGCUCUCCUGCAUUUCCUGCCCCCCUUGCUCUCUGUCUCUCUCUGUGUUCAUUAUUUUAUUUCAUUUUUGCAACCCCCCCUUCCCCUCUGUGCCAGGGUUCGAGUUCUUUGAGGCCAGCGCCAAAGACAACAUCAACGUCAAGCAGACCUUUGAGCGCCUGGUGGACAUUAUCUGCGAAAAGAUGUCCGAGUCGCUGGACACGGCCGACCCCGCCGUCACCGGGGCCAAGCAGGGUCCGCAGCUGACCGACCAGCAAGCCCCCCCGCACCAGGACUGUGCCUGUUGA